AUGCACUCUUUAAUUCAACUCCUUACAGUUUCUUCCGCUCCUACUCUUACCAUCAACACCCUCCCGGAAGAAGAGGUGUUACCUAUAGGGUCCAACGUAACAGUAACUUGUACCAGUAACACUUCGAAAGAUGGUAUUGCCGACCCAAUAUACGACAUGCCAUAUUGGAUGCAAAUCGAUUUCGGCCAAGAUAGCCGUUUAAUCAUGAUAAAAAGUUGCGGUGGUCGCAGAAGCGACAGGGAGCAAAGCAAGGUUUGCAGCUAUGUCAUUCACAAUGCAUCAAGGAGCGAUUCUGGUAAUUACACCUGUUGGACUAGAAAUUCUUGGAGAUGCACAAUGGGGUCUAUUCAGUUAGAUUUCAAAGGUAAUAUUGACUUACAGUGUGUUGAAUGUUACUGUAGUUAAUAUUACAAUAAGUGUACGUGAUUUCUACGAAAAAACAAGCAGAAAAAAAUUAUUUAACUAAAGGCUAAUCAGUCAAGGUGAUCCAACGUCACAAACGCAAACGUCCACCAGUUCCAUUCAGGAGUUCACCCUUUAUUUUAUCCCUUUUCUCGGCUGAUAUAAAAUUCAAAUUUUUGUUUUAAAAUCAGUUUCUUUUUUCAUUGUUUGUUAUUUUCUAUUUUUUAUUUUAUUUUUACAGAAAAAAUUCCUCCAGUUUUCACUGUGAACCCUCCAGUACAAAUGUUAAUAUCUUCCGGUGGUAAAGCCAGCAUGACUUGUAAGGCAUCAGGUUUCCCAAUCCCUCUAAUAACAUGGUUCAAGGAUGGGAUUCCUGUACCAAGGGCAAACACCACUGGAGACAAGGGACUCUCGAUCUUGACUCUUGAAUUUGUCAAACCAGUUCACCAAGGAAAAUACUGGUGCGAAGCAAACAACUCGGAUGGCUGGCAAAGAUCACUUAUUACAAAACUGAGUUUGAGCCAAGGUAAGUUGUCCUUCUUUUCAUCUCUGGAAGUCAAGGAAGCGAAUCCGCAGUAGAAAAACCAGAAUUUUCUUUGGCGUUACUAUAAUCUAAUUUUAUGGCAAAGAGCUGCAAACACGUUAAUUUGCCAUAGGUAGUUGUUUGUUUGUUUGUUUGCAUGCUUUUUAAUAAUGAUAACACGUAAUUUCUACAAAGUCUCAAGUCUAGGUGGUAGUCCACGAUGGUGAUAGAAUGCCUCAUAUAGCCCUGGUAAGGAGUUGCCUUUGGUUAGUAAUCGACCAUUCAAAAAUGUCAUAAAACGUUUAUCGUAAGACAGAAGACGUAUUAAAGGUCUUAUGUUUCAUAGUCCCUACCUUAGAAACUUGCCCUGUAGCUAGGAGCUAAAGUACUCACAAUUAAGUUGUCUUUAUUAUUAUACACAGCCUUUCGAGGACAAGACUUUUCCUGUUUUUUUCUUUUUUGUUUUAUCUCAGUAACUCAAAAAAUGGAACGAAAAAUUAGUAGAGGGCUCUGAGCGUCGGUUAUUGUUCAGAGAAAUCAGACCUGCUCACUCAGUAAGACUACAAGAUAACUCAAUGAAGCGCUAGGCGGAGCCCACCCCAGAGCGCAUGCUCCAUCCAGUGCUGAAUCCAAAAAUCCAUGUCCGCUUUCCGCUCGCCUCAUAUAGGUAAAACACGUUCGUAAAGUUGAUUUUCCUUUUUUUUUAGUUUUCUUCCGUUAUUUUUCCUCCAGUGCCAACCAUUUCAACUCAUCCGAAAAACGUGUUCGUGUCAUUCAAAGAAAAUAUUACUUUAGUUUCCUUCGCGUGUAAGGCCACUGGAUCACCACCACCGGUGGUAACCUGGUUAAAGAAUAACUUUACGCAGGCCAAUGCGACAGUCGUUGAAACUGAUGGAAUGUCCUGGCUCAUUCUUCUUCUGGUAAAAAAUGACGAAAACAGCUUGAACAAAUACAACUGCUUCGCAAGGAAUUUAGUAGGGAAAGCUUACUCUAAUGAAGCAACCGUGAUCAAAACACAGACAUCAUUUCCAGAUAAAGGUAAGGCUAGCUUUACUAACAGCCACCACGGGUACUGCUGUUAGGAAAAUACAGCUAACGACUCAAGCUCUGCUGUUUAUUGAGUUGAUUUUUAAGUACAUCCAACAAACUCAAAUCAGGGCAUGGAUAGCUCUUUCAGCAAAACAUUAACAACAGUAUAACAAGUUGUGGCUGAGAGGGCACCUGUGGAAAAUAAAAUCGAGACUGUCGUAAGCGACCACCGAAAAAGUGGUGUUAACUUAGGGCUGGUCGCUUACGAGAAUGAGCUCUCGGAGCUCUCGUAAUUGUUCUCGGCUGAUAACACCCUCCUCGUUCUAUAUAAUUCUUCUUAUGAUACUCAGCCUUAUCUUAUAAUAUUAUUGUAAAUUAUCGUUAUCAUGAUUCAUCAUCAUCAUCGUCAUUGUAUCAUCAUCAUCAUCAUUAUCAGGCUUCAGAUAUAUGAAAGGGUAGGGAUUUUACUCGUUGAAGUAUACGAAAGGUUAAGGAAAUCUGUAAUUUGGGUAUGUGAAAGGGCUCGAAGAGCUAACAGAUUAAUUCUAUGGCCUCAUAAAGUCGAGAAAACGUUCUAUUUUUGUGAUUGAUUCCUAUUUAAGUAACAGUGCUUUUACAGCAGUUAAAAGGGCUGCCAAGUUCUAAACAAGGUAUGUAUGUGAAAGGAGUACCAUUUGUCAAUAGUAGGUAUACGAAAGGGGCACUUAUUUCAUGAAAAAUGUCAAAAAGGUUAAGGGGUUGGACCCCUGGGCAGAGCCUCCCCAUUUAAAAAUUGUUGAGAGUAUCCACCUCCCCCCCGCUCCCCCCAGGGAUGCGACUAAUAAAAUUGAAACAAUUUUUCCUUAGAAAGCACUGUCAUCUCUUUCUAUCGCCAUCCGGCAAGUCUCGCUGCCUCCCCUGCAUGGUGAACACGUGAUAUUUGCAUGUGCUGUCGAAGGAUCUUCAGCACCCUCGAUUAUUUGGCUGAGGAAUGGUUUGAAAGUCGUUGAUAAUAAGGCCCAGACCUAUCAGGGAAGAGAAAGCACAAUCUCAGAGCUGCACAUUCUUAACGUUCAAGAACAUCAUGCUGGUAACUACACCUGCAAGGCAGCAAACGCUAUGGGGAGUGGCGUCUCAAAAAAUGCAUUGCUUUCCUUAACAGGAAAACCUGACUCCGCGAAAAGCAAGUUAUAUAAAGUUUCUUUAUUGUAAGGUUUCUUGAUUUUGUGUAAACUAAUCGUCAAGAGGGCAUAUGGAAGAAUACAAGAUGGCUUGUUCUGGUACAGCGCCAGUUUUGCCUGAAUCUAAGUGACUACGAAGACUCAUGCAAGGGGAGAAUGGAAAUACUAAUUAACUCCAUUUUGUAUCACUGCCAGUAUUGUAUUGACCCUUUGAAGUUACUUGUAUUAGGUGACUGUAAGAAGACGUAUUGCUCGAGCACUUUAAUCUUAUAGAGAACUAGGGUUCUAUUAUAAGUACAUGAAUGCAGUCACCGUGGGAGAAUAACACGUGUAGCAGGGCUUGUGUAUAUCAUGUCUCCCUCAGCUCGCUUCUCUCCCUAUGAUUUUCACUGAAGCCGCUGGAAGAAAUUAAUGGGAGAGGACUAUAGGUAAGAUGUCAACAGUAAGGAUGCAUGAUGUCCACGUAUUUCCAUUUCAUUUAACUUUCAUUGUCAUUUCUAUUUACUUCAGGAGACACCUCACCCUCUUCAAGAGUUUCUUUGCUUUUCUGGAUCUUAGUCGCCGCUGCCGCGGCAUUGAUUCUUGUGGUGGGGGCUUUGUUAUUUGUUGUCCACGCAAAGCACAGAAAGGCCGGAUUUAACGUCAACAAAUAAGUUAGUAUAAAACAACAACAACAACAACCGGUAGACAGUUCAUUUUUUUUUAUGCAGCAUUCACAUAAGCGAGUUUUCUCAAGUCCUGUGCUUUGACAUUAACAUUGGUCUCCUUCACAAGUUAUAAAGUUGAUGAAUGUUUAACAAUUAUUCCCCGAGCCCGAAUGGGCUCUGAGUCAAUAGCCCAUGAGGCCGCCGAAGGCCGAAUGGGCUAUUGACUCAGAGGCCAUGGGGGGAGGAGGAAUAAUUGUUUUAGUAAAAUCCAACGUAGUUGGUCAAAAAUAUCGAGACAAAGCAACUUAAGCUAGCAAAACGAGAUUCAGCUGCCAUUAUUUUGGUUUUCAAAGCCGGGGCUUUUCGCUAAUAGAGGGCUAAAAGAUAUAGCCUGGUAGUAGCUCAACCAAUCAGAACGCAGCAUUAAUAAUAGACCACCAGCUGGAUUUUACUAAAUAGUAUUAGUUAAUGUGGUCUAAAAUGUAAGAAAAUUAGUCAAUCCUCGCUGCCUUUUCUUUUUUUUUUCCCUUCCCUUUCCCCGACCUUGUGUAGUGUUUGUCACUUAACUUGUUCACUUUUUUUUUCCUGAGGCAACUAUGAUAUGAAUUCUAAGCUAAAUUUCAUUUUCUUGUUGGCCCGACUACCUUAAUUAUCAUGUGUCAAUCAAGCACUUACGGCCUACAACAGAAUUAGAGGGUGUUUCAGAAAACCAUUUUAAAUUUGUCCAGUCCUCACAUCUAAACCAUUGUUGUUUAUAGUGUCAAGAAGGUUUACGCCUUAGCCAAGACUAUUAUUCUUAAAAUAAACAACUUACAAACAGAUCUGGAGGCCCACUCUGUGUAUUAGACUUCGUCUGUUGAACAAUUUUCAGAUUCGAUUUUGGAUAUCCUGAAUAUUAAUAGGGGCUAAGAAGAUUUUAGAUAUUUCGCACAAAAUCAAACCUCAUAUUUCUUUUAUUGCAUGGAACACAAAUGACUGAUUACUUUGGAAAAUCAUCCAUUAAGCGUGCACUUUUAAGGACUAGCUAUAUAGCUUCAACUUUUGUUCUCAUAACUGACUAAUAGAUAAUCUAUAUGCUGCUUAUCAGAAAUAACUGUUGCUACGUGUAAUCCAGCGAGAAGACAAAAUAAUAGUGAAUUGACAAUUAGGUAUAACAAUUUUAAGUAACAGGUUCUUAGACCACUUCUUUGCUUUAAUAGUCUUGUCUGCCUCUCACGUAUAGCCCUAGCAGGAUAAUUCAGUUACAUUUGUGCAUGAAGAGUGUUUCCACUAACGCCGAAAAUUUUUCCAUUCUUUCACAGUUCAAGGAAGAACAGCGAUAUUCAAACCCGGUUUACAUCAUUCAAUAGCUAACAGCUGAGGAAAAGCAGCAGACGGAUGGAGAAUACUCGUUUAUGAGCAGAGCCUCGAAGCUCACUAAUGUAAUCUUCUACAAAUAUAUAUAAAGUCAGCCACUAAAAGGAGAAUUAACCUUAAAACACGAAAUUUAAUGUGGAACAUCAUGAAAAGCAUGAUAUUGCAUAUAUACAAAUAUAAAUUGAGCCCGAGUCCUGCAGUGAGAAGCUUGAAAGGGAAGCAGCGUUUUUUGAGAGUCCAGACAGCACUGCUUGAAAGCAUGCUGAAAAACUGGACCUGGAGGCCUUAACUUUUUGAAUACGUCGUCAAAUCAGUAAAAACCUUAGCCUGAGUAAAUAUACAAUCUCCCUAAGUUCAACUUUUUUUGUCCCACACGCUUUUACCCGUGCCUUUAAUAAAGAGGACACCAAUAAAAAAGUAAAUAAAUCAAAUAACGAAAAAUCAAAAUUUUUUGUCAUGCACGGUUUUGUUUAGUUGCUAAGAACGGAUAUUUUCCAGUGUGUAUAGUGCACAACAGACUCUUGAGUUGGGAGAGUGAUCACCUUCGGAGACCUAUUAAAAUAGGUCUCCGAAGCGAAGAUAUGGCUACGUAUUCUGUCGAAAAUCAUUGGAACCGGAUGUAACUUACCAUAUAUAGACUAUAUAUGGAUCAGGGAUACAGGAUGUUUUCAAGGAAUUCAAACCGGAUCCAAAUGAGCUGUAACCUGGAUAAAUAGACAGGGACACUUAACGGUCCAAUACUGGCAAGUUGCAUGACGCACGGUGCGAAGUUCAAAAAGCUUUCGGAGUUUCUGCACAGAACAUGUAUGCCGAGAGCGAGAUAAUUGGUUCUCAUGGGUCGCAUCAAUUUGCGCCCUGAUGUAACUGAAGGCUUCACUGCUUUUUCCUUUUCCCCCAUUUUUUUUUUUCCGCGACUUUCUUCUGUAUGGCGAAUAUGACCAAAUGAAGGCAACCAAUAAAUUUCUUCCGGUGGCGUGUCAAUUAAUUCUUAAUUUCUGCGCCUAAGUACGAAGAACAGGUGCCCAUUUUCCAUCAGAAAAGACGGCUGAACUGACACUAAUUAUAAGAGGUCAUCCAAAAACCGUUGCUGCUUUUAGUUUUGCUUCAUUACUACUCUCCGAGAUUGUUUUAAAAAUAACUGAGGAGUUCAUAAGCUUAUAAAUGUUAAAACGUAAUUCCUGGGUGACACAAACGUUGAGGAGAAUCGGUACAUACAAAUAUAUGCGAUGGUUAUAAUGGUCAGCCCGUGACACUAAUUUACAUCCGUUAGACACUGAUUAAUUUUUUACUAGUCCUAAAGAAUUCGGUGGAUAAACCAUUGUUCCUUAUUUCAUAUCACUUACAUCAUCAAAAAGGAGCGAAAGGCAUUUCAAGGGCUUUAAAGCAAAGCAUGUAUAAUUUAUAAAAUAACUUAUCUCAAAAAUUGUGCCAGUAAAGUGGUCGAGGGCGAAUGAACUAGCUUGAAAUUAGAGGUUAGGGACGCACGCACUCGUGUGACAGUGUUACCCAGAAGGAAGAGCAUGACACGGCAUAAAUAUACGAAAGUGAUAUCCCGUAUAUUCAAACAGCAAAACGACCGGAAAUAAUUCGUCUUAAAAGGCUAAUGGAAGAGAAAUUUUGAAGGUAGGUUGGUGUCUGAAUGUCAGUGUUCUUGUUCUCGCCACAAACAGAAUCUCGCGGUAGAAUUUUGCUCUUCACCGAAUCAAAUCCAUUGCGCUAUUAGUAGGAAAUUUUCCUUCACAAUUAUUAUCGUACGUUUAUUGAUGAUUCGUAAAACUUGCCAACGCAGUCAAAGGAACCGAGCGUCGAAACAUUUAUGGUCGGCUUUUUAUUCCAUACGAGGCCUUACUAUAAUCUUUUUCUUGGGAGAAGCUUUUAAGUUAUUUGAUUCUUCAAAUAUCACAGAUAAUAACGAAACUGUGUACUGUAUCAAGUGUAAAAUCAAAUAACAACCAUUAUCGGAAGCUACAAUAUUUGUAAUGGAUCUGACAUUUUAUCGAAAAUCCUCCCUAUUGUUUUACGUCUAAUAGCUGUCUCAGUAUAUACGGUAGCCAUCGAUUCUGGGGGUAUCGUGGCCGAAAACAACGACGCAUGCAUGCUAUUCACGCUGAAGUACCUUUUUAUUGCUGUGUUAAAAUUUGUUUGUUAAUAUUCGCGCACACGGACCUUUCUUGACCGAGCUUGAUUAAGCUGGUAUAAAACAUAUGGAAUUGUCCACGCGUAUUUUGACAUGAGCUGGUAUGAACUGCCCAAUUUUUAUAGCACGAGAUAAAAUCGCUUUUGAGUCUAAAAGGCUGGAAAAACUGCCUGAGAGUUUGAGAGUUAGGCCUCUUGCAGUUAUUGUGUUCCUCGAAUUACUAGGACACAAGACCGUCAACUGGUCACUGCAAAUCAUCUCAUUCUUUCUAAGCGGGGGGGGGGGGGGGGGGAAGCGGGAAGGGGAGGUAUGGGUAUAAGUAAGUACCACGUCAAAUGAUAAAGUUUUUUUUACAUAUUUUCAGUGUAUUUUUUGUUCCCUUUUUUUAUUAUUUUUUCUAUUCAGAUGUUUAAAUUUUGAUCUUACUAAUUAUCCUUCGAUAGGGUUAUUCCUUUUAAAAUUUACCUCCCCAUUUUUAAUUUCACAUUUUCUUUUUUGGCAACGUAUAUCCAUAUUAGCCUAAAAGUAUGCAAAACUGAACUACCCUCUGAACCAUAAUAAAACUGUUCCACGUACUUAUUUAAGAAUUCGAAUGCAACAAAAUAAAAACGACCAGUCCAUACAAUUCUGCAUCUUCGAUUUUCUGUUGACUAAGAUGUUACUCUUUCGUUUCCGGGUUCACCCUUUCAUUCUAUUUAACCUUAAAUACAGUGGGAGUCCCUCUGCAGGUAGUAGCUCACUCGUACGUCAUGUUCUUAAUGAUUGGGCUCAUUUUACUCAGCAACGUUACGUCUAACCUAACCAGUGGUCCGCGCCUUAUGACAGCACCACAUUAAUCUCUGACAACUGAUGAAUUUGGUGAACGAGCAAGAGAUAAUCAUGGUGAGCACUCGACUUGAGAUAAUUUUUGUCAUAGUUCAAAUGCAGACAUGAUAAUACCCCUAACAGAGCUGGAGACAUGGAAACCGUCGUAACCCACAGUCUAUUUCUCGUGGAAGUGUAAUAAGUAGCAGUUCAUAAUGAAAUGGCAAGUCAAUCUCUUUUAAGAGUUUUUUUUUUUUACCUAAAUUCACAAUAAUUCUUAAUUCAUCUUCUCAAUUAAUAAGCAGUGCUGUCUAACAUCUAGUAUGUUCCCCUUAAUAGAUUACGUAACACAACGUAAAUGAUUCUCUUCGGAAUGUUCGCUUUACUACACAAAGUUGCCAGGGGCACCCAACGUCAAUUUUUGGAAAACAUCUGUUCGGAAGACGAUUUGAGAUCUAGAAUUUUCAGAACAUUUGUUGUAAAAUUUCUUGCUUGCCUGCCUCUCCUAGGAUUUUUCGAACAUCUGAAAAAUGCUAUCAUUGACCAUUUUUAACGGAUUUCUACUCGUAAAAAGGUCACCUAGAAUUUUCGGUAGCCUUUUCUCUGUCUGAGAUUUCCCUAUAAUUUUCGGAUCACUAGAUUUUCAGCUAAAAAAUCAGAACACAUGAAAAAUUGUUAGGGGAUAAAAACAUGCCUAUAUCUACCGUUUAAGUACUAAAAUACGUUAAACAAUGCUAUGUUUAAGUGGUUUUCAAUUAUAUUCUCGUUCGGUGCCAUUGAGUUCCUUAAUUCAAUCAGGAGAGUGAGAAAAAGCUUUAAGCUAUGUUUACACUAUACCGGAUAUCUUUUGCGCCGGCACCUGGAAAACUUUACUGAACGGGGUUUCUGUUCACAUAUAAGAACGGUGAUUUGGGCGCGAUUUCUGCCGGUGUCGGAACGAAGCUGCGCCGUGCUGAUCUCCAAAGUGGAGACUCAUACAUCGGGUAAGUGUUCCGUGAUACUAUACAGAAUAGCUUUUCGUAUUGGCACAAAACGUUAUCUGGUAUCUAGUGAACGUAGCCUUAGUUACCCUCCACUAAUUCCUUUAGCAAGUCGACCCUUUUUUUCUUUUCAAAUUCAGGAGAAUAGGGUCAACAAGGGUCGUUAUAACAUACUAUUUUUGGCACUUUUCUCCCUUUCUCAAUGUUUCAAGGAAACCUUUAAUCCGAUAAGACCUUGUCGUCUUAGUAAUGUCACAUGCAACCCGUAUUGACAGGUGGCCUGAGAGCCGCAUUACUAGCUGUGCACGUUCUUGAAACUUCUGUUACUUUUAGCCAUUAUUGGUCAAAAUAGGGAUUAUACUUCGUUCGUACCUAGACGAUCGAGAACAGACCGUUAAAAAAGCGUGAACUUACCCUAAAAGACUGUUUGAAGCUCAUCUAUGUUCGAGUUGGAAGAGUUACACAUCGGCUUUGAGCGGGAUACCAAAGUAAGCUGUCUACCUGUGUGUUUUUGGUGCUAACUUAAUUAGCCUCUAAUACCAUUAACACUGAAGCAACAGUAUUUCCUUAUUUCCUUGUGUCGCAAACUCUUGUAAAAGUAGUUUUGAAUACAGCUACCUGUUUUGGGUGUUUUCGAUCAGGAUGUAUUUUUUUUUUCGUUUUGUUUUGUUGUUUUAAUUUUUUUUUUUUUGCAAAACUUAUUAAAUUGUGUUUUCCUUUUCUUAGGGACUGGUAAUUGUUCAUGUGGGGUGGGGUGGGGGAUAUUUUUUGUUUUAGCAUGAAAGAAAAAACGUGACCCACCCCUUUAAGCCCAUUAGUUAAUUCUUGACCCACCCCCAUAUAACUUUAUAUAAGAGGUGACCCACCCCCAACCCCCUUCAAUCUAUACCUCUAUAAGGAGUUCCUGUUCACUGAACGAAAUCAGCAUAUCUUGUGGACCAGUAGUGUCCUACUCUGCGGCCACUUCUUGUUGAUGUGCCUUCUUGUAUUGUUACAGUAUGACUGUCAUCAUCUGAUUUACUUUCGCUUUCACUUUCAUCACACAAAACAAGGUCAUUGUCACUGUCACUCUCAUCACUAUCUUCACCAACAGUGAUGCUUGAAGGAAAUGUAGAUUCCUUUGAAGUUUCAUAAUAGUGUACUGUGAUUCGCUUAAUUUUGUCGAUUUUCUUUCCGUUCUUGCUAAGUUUAUUAUGCUCAAUAUAUUUGUCCAACUCGGAGACUUUCACAGUGUCAAGCUCCCCUUCUCCCCCUUCCCUUCUUAUUGAUAUUUAGUGCCCACAUCUUUGAUUCUCCAUACUUAGGUUGGAUUGCUACAUGUUGCUACAUUGCAUUAGAAUUAAUUUAGAUCUUCCACAUGAAUUUUAGUGAGUGUGAUUCUUUACAAAACACACAAUGACCCACCCCCAAUCAUCGUGAAAUUCUCUUUUGGCCCACCCCUUUUUUAAAAAAAAAAUAGGCCUGGCCCACCCCAUGAUUUCCCCCCCACACACACACACACACAUAAAUAAUGACCGGUCCCUUAUUAUUAUUUUUUAAUUUUGUCGGAUUUCUCAGGGCAUUUUUUACUGUCCUUUCUGAAACAUAUUUAAAAGAAAGUAGGCUUAAACUUGUAUUCUUCUUUCACAAAUGCUGUAAUUUAAUUCCGUUCAAUUUCUGUUAUGGCGUUAUUCAAACCACUUGCAAACCACUUAGGUGAAUGCUUUCCCUUUUCAUGAAUAUGCUGUCCGAUGAAAUCGAUUGAGAAACACCUGUUUCAAAGAAUUGAAUUUGUUCAAUCUUGCUGUGGCGUUAGUCGUAUUAGCCUUGCAAAUCGCUUAUAGCUACCUACUGUAGACAAUUUUCCCUUUUUCAUGAGCAAAACCUGUUGUUAAAGAAAAAUGUUACAUCAUCGCUCUGUAUUCGAGGAAAAUACGUUAUGUAACAACAACAAAAGGGUUGGCCGAUUCACAAUUUUUUAAACUUUCAUUGAUUCCCGCCAAGAAUAAAUAAGAAUAAAGACAGAAGUGAAAUGAGUGUUUCACACACGCAGGCUCACAAACUAGACCUCAUUGACAUGAAGUGCAUACCUUUAAAGCCAUCUACACUCUGAUCAUACAUUGUGCAACCAGAAUUGUGUACAGCGCUUGAUCGUGAAGUUUAAAUCUUAGAACCAGUGUAAUUUAUGACUCUCAGCUAUCAGAAUUAGCUUGGGGAUUACAUGUUGAAUGAUUGAACGGUUGGUUAUUAAAUCGGUUAAAUAAAGAUGCUUUCAUUGUUAUUACUUAAUCCUUAAUUUAUUGUCUUCCCAGUUGUUUUCAGGUCAAACUAGUAAGGGAACACGCUGUGUUAAUAUGCAGUUAUUCAUCUUCAUUUGCCUAGCGUAUUUCUACCUCGGUGAUACGUGCCCUCAAGUGCCAGUGGAAAAACUGCAUGAAGGUAUGCUGUAUAGAAACCGGCAACUCGACCAGUUGAAGUAGAUUUUACACCCUAAUAGAGAUACAGUAAAUAUAUUGUCCCAUAGCGCUCAUGAACAAAAAGAGUGAAGACGUUCCUUUAUAUUAGAGUGUGACAUUAUAUUGCUAAACGUGAACCUGUUAAAUCGAAGAGUACAAAGACCAGUCAUUUUUCUACUGUUAUCCUUUUAAUAGGACCGUUUACAAAAGUCGUGGCUUGGCUGUAGUACGACUUGAUUUCAGAUGGCGUAUUUAUGUCAGUCAAAAGAAGUCUAAAUGUCUUUAGUUUAUAACUCUAGUCAGAUCCAGGCUCUCAGUCGGAAGAAAAAAAAAACGCAAACUCCGACGCUAGUGAAAAUCGACCUUCUAAAACUAAUUACUAAGGACGAGGAUUAUGCCAUUAAAGGGAACAAUAUUUGCGAUUCACUGCAAUUCAUUCAUUGUCAUUACUUAACAUCACCAUUAAUAAUGCCCGGGGCAUAUAAAGAUGCAAGCUACCAAAUAAUCUCGUAUAUGUUCUUAUGGAGCGUUGCUGGAUUGCAGAAUUAGGAAAGAGCCUUUUCCUCGAGAAAUUCAGAGGAUUUAGUUUUAAUGGCCUAGGAGACGAUAUUCCUCCAAUCAAAUAGCAGCCGCCUUCGCCGAGUUGUGUUGUUCUAUUCCUGCUCUGUUUAUAGGCAGUUGAGCUACACUUUUUUACAUAUAUUGAACACGAGAACGAUUAGUUAACUUCUUGAUGAAGGGAAGUAGUUACUUUUUCCGUCUUCACCUUUAACAUCGCUGUUAAUGCCAUGCCGGUAAAUGGAACCAAAUCGACUUUUCUCUUGCUCUCUUGAUAACUUUUUCAGCUCCUCUAGCUCCUUUUCUGACUAUCGACAUCCUUGAAUUCCCGGAUGAGUACGUGGUGCCAGUGGGCUACAACGUAACAAUAGUUUGCACCGCCGACCGUGCAAGGCAAUAUCUCGGAGAUCCAGAUACCUCCCUGCCGUAUUCGAUCGAAUUCUAUUUGAAUGGCAGAAAAAAGAAUCAAUGCGGCGGUCAACGCAGCGAUAGAGAAGAAAGAAAAGUUUGCUCCUAUGUCAUCCGCAAUGCAUCAAAAGCGAUUCUGGCGAAUACAUCUGCUGGGUUCGAAACUCCUGAUCCUGCACAAUUGGGUCUAUUCAGCUAGAUUUCAAAGGUAUAUAGCAGCUUCAUUUUAAUCUGUUCGUUCAUAAUUCUGAAAAUGUCCUAACUUAAUUGGGACAUGCGUUGUAAAAUGCGUUUUUAAGCGCCUUGUUAUCGUGAUGAUUGUUAUCGUCAUCAUCAUCUCUAUUAUUGUAAUUAUUAUUAAUUCCUCUUUCGAAGGGCUUUUUCUGGGCAAACGAGAAGAAAGAAGAGACUUGAUUUUGACUAGCUCCAAAGAAAAAUAGGACGUAAUACCAGUUGCAUUUAUUCAGUUUGAAAGGGCUGGUAGUAAUUGAAGUCCUGACAGCCUAUCCUUCCUUCGCUAUUAACUUGGUUAAGAGUAUGACAUUACUGUUUCCUCAGUUAGUAAAAUGGGAAGAAAAAAGAGACACAAAAAAGGCUAGCUCCUAAGUAAACCAUGACGUAAAAAAGGGUGCAAUCAUUCAACAAUUUGAACGUCUUAGGGCUGGUAGCAAUUGCGGUUCUUAGUAACUAUAUAUGACUGAUACCGGUUACAAGUUAUAAAGCCGGGCUCGCUAAUAUAAAAUCAAGAACGUCCGCGGUUUAGGUUUCAAAAAUGUGGGUUUGCUUUUGUUGUUCAUGCACUAGUAAUAUUAUGGACUGUACAAACAAAGUAUGGUGAAUCUAUGCUAAGCCUUACCAUUCAUGCACCCACAAUUACGCUUGCUUGUUAUCCAUUUUCCUGUCUGGGAUACUUUUCCGCAAUUAUUUUUAGCAAAAUAAGCUAGUACAAAGUUAAUUGCUUUAGCCGCACAAAACAAAAACAAAAUAAAAGGGUAAGCCGGCCUAGUAAUUUGUAAAACUUUUUGUAAACUACGAUAAUCUAAACUAUCAAAAUUUCCUUUAUGAUUCAGACCCAGUAUCGCCAACUUUUUCUCUCGACCUGCCUCGACAAGUUACUGUUCCCUCUACAAGCAAAUUCAACCUGACUUGCCAAGCAUCCGGAAUUCCGCUGCCAACCAUCACUUGGUUUAAGAAUGGAAGUCCCCUCCUGCAUUCUCCAAUUAGUACUGUCAAGGGUCAUUCCCUGUUACGUUAUGAGUCGAUCAAAAGAGAAGACAAAGGGGAUUACUGGUGUGAGGCGAGCAAUUUUGCAGGUUGGAAAAGGUCAUCGACUGCAACUCUCACAGGUAAAUAUUAUCAUUUUUGUAUCACGGAUAUGUCCAGUGCUUCAGAGGGAAGAUAAGGUAGGGGCCCUCCAUAAAAAAACAAGUACUGGAUAUUAUAUAGCUGGAAACUUCCUAACAGCGCUCUUUCAUUAUUUACUUCGGGGUCACAACAUGACAUCUAACAAUAAAACUGUUUCCCGCCAAAAUCUCCGAGCGGGCAACAUUGCAAAAAAAUCUAUGACGUUACAGGGUAACACGGAAUGUUGACCGACAACCGCGAUUACAACGAAGUUAAAUGAAUUUCCUGCUUCAAAAUUUCCAGCUAUAUCAUAAAUCAAAAAGUUCUCAAUGUUUCCGUCGGCCUCGCCUCGGUAAAGCGUCCAUGUUAGGCCCACCAGACGUCCCGAAACAUGUAAUUACCAUGUACAACCAAUACCCUUGUAGGGGGCUCUUGAAACAUUUACCCAUGUUUACCCCUAGUUAACGUCGUUCCACCCCAUUUAAGCAUGCUUACCCCUAGUUAACUUCGUUUCGACACAUUUACCCAUGAUUACCCCUAGUUAACCUCGUUUUACCACAUUCACCCAUGUUUACCCCUAGUUAACCUCGUUUUACCCCAUUCACCCAUGUUCACACCUAGUUAACCUCGUUUUACCACAUUUACCCAUGUUUACCCCUAGUUAACCUCGUCUUACCCCAUUCAUCCAUGUUUACCCCUAGUUAACCUCGUUUUACCCCAUUCACCCAUGGUUACCCCUAGUUAACCUCGUUUUACCCCAUUCACCCAUGUUUACCCCUAGUUAACCUCGUUUUACCCCAUUCACCCAUGUUCACGCCUAGUUAACCUCGUUUUACCACAUCCACCCAUGUUUACCCCUAGUUAACCUCGUUUUACCCCAUUCACCCAUGUUUACCCCUAGUUAACCUCGUUUUACCCCAUUCACCCAUGUUCACACCUAGUUAACCUCGUUUUACCACAUUUACCCAUUUCUUACAACAUACCACCCAUCGGUGCGUAACCUUAAAAAUAUAUUGAUGCAAAACUGAAACUUAAUACAAAAUCAGCCUUUGCUGAAAAAUAAAUUUAAAGAUCCGCCAAUUAUAUCCUACAAGAAAGGGCAAUCUCUUAAAGACAUGCUUGUUAGGGCAAAAAUAUAAGGCAGCGUUCAUAACAAUGACCACAACAUAACGCAGUGAGUCGUGCAGGCCUGUCAUUGAUUAUUAUCACUAGGGGUAAACAUGGGUGAAUGGGGUAACAAGGGUAAAUGGGGUAAACAUGGGUGAAAAAACAAGGUUAACUAGGGUAAAAUGGGUGAAUGGGGUAAAACAAACUAGGGGUAAACAUGGGUGAAUGGGUAAAAAGAGGUUAACUAGGGUAAACAUGGGUGAAUGGGGUAAAACGAGGUUAACUAGGGGAAUGGGGUAAACAGGUGGGUGAACAUGGGUGAAUGGGGUAAACGAGGUUAACUAGGGUAAACAUGGGUGAAUGGGGUAAAACGAGGUUAACUAGGGUAAACAUGGGUGAAUGGGGUAAAAACGAGGUUAACUAGGGGUGAACAUGGGGAUGAAUGGGGUAAAAAUGAGGUUAACUACAUGGAUAAACAUGGGUGAAACACGGUAAACGAGGUUAACUGGAUAAACCUGGGUAAACAUGGGUAAAUGGGUAAAAUGAACAAACGGGUAAAACAUGGGGGUAAACACGAGUAAACGGGGUAAAACAUGGAUAAACUAAACACAGUAAACGGGGUAAAACAUGGAUAAACUUGGGUAAACAGGAGUAAACGGGGUAAAACAUGGAUAAACUUGGGUGAAUACGAGUAAACGGGGUAAAACAUGGCUAAACCUGGGUAAACACGAGAAAACGGGGUAAAACAUGGAUAAACUGGGGUAAACACGAGUAAACGGGGUAAAACAUGGAUAAACUUGGGUAAACACGAGUAAACAGGGUAAAACAUGCACAAACUGGGGUAAACAUGGGUAAACGGGGUAAGCCGUAGGUAAACUGAGGUAAACACGAGUAAACGGGGUAAAACAUGGAUAAACUUGGGUAAACACGAGUAAACGGGUUAAAACAUGGAUAAACUUGGGUAAACACGAAACGGGGUAAACAUGGCUAAAACAUGGAUAAAAACACGGUAAACACGAGAAACGGGGUAAAACAUGGAUAAACUUGGGUAAACACGGGGUAAAACAUGGAUAAACUUGGGUAAACAGGGUAAAACAUGGAUAAACUUGGGUGAAUACGAGUAAACGGGGUAAAACAUGGAUAAACCUGGGUAAACAAACACGAGUAAAACAUGGUAAAACAAACAUGGAUAAACAUAAAACAUGGAUAAACUUGGUAAACACGAGUAAACGGGCUAAAACAUGGAUAAACUUGGGUAAACAGGAGUAAAACAUGGGUAAAACAUGGAUAAACUUGGGUAAACACGAGUAAACGGGGUAAAACAUGGAUAAACUUGGGUGAAUACGAGGUAAACAUGGUAAAAAACAUGGCUAAAAACUGGAUAAACACGGUAAACACGAAAACGGGGUAAAACAUGGAUAAACUUGGGUAAACACGAGUAAACACAUGGAUAAACUUGGGUAAAACAUUGAUAAACUUUGCCAAACACGAGUAAACGGGGUAAAACAUGGAUAAACUGGGUUAAACAAGGGUAAACGGGGUAAGACAUGGGUAAACUUGGGUAAACACAAGUAAACGGGUAAAACAUGGAUAAACUUGAGUAAACAGGAGUAAACAAAAUGGAUAAACUGGAUAAACUUGGGUAAACACGAACGGGGUAAACGGGGUAAAACAUGGAUAAACUUGGGUAAACACGAAACGGGUAAAACAUGGGGUAAAAGUAAACGGGGUAAAACAUGGAUAAACUUGGGUAAACACGAGUAAACGGGGUAAAACAUGGAUAAACUUGGGUAAACACGAGUAAACGGGCUAAAACAUGGAUAACCUAAACAUGGAUAAACUUGGGUAAACGGUAAACAGGGUAAAAACAGGGAGAAACUUGGCUAAACACGAGUAAACGGGGUAAAACAUGGAUAAACUUUGCCAAACACGAGUAAACGGGGAAAAACAGGGAUAAACUGGGGUAAAAACGAGUAAACGGGGUAAAACAAGGAUAAACUGGGGUAAAAACGAGUAAACGGGGUAAAACAGGGAUAAACCUGGGUAAACACGGGGUAAAAAAGGGAUAAACCUGGGUAAACACGAGUAAACGGGUUGAAAAGUGGAUAAACAGAGUUAAACAUGGGUAAACCGGGUAAAUCAGGGAUAAAUUGGGGUAAACACGAGUAAACGGGGUAAAACAUGGAUAAAACUUGGGUAAACAAACGAGGAUAAACGGGGGAGUAAAACAUGGAUAAACUUGGGUAAACACGGAGGGUAAACAGGGUAAACAUGGGAUAAACUUGGGUAAACACGAGUAAACGGGUAAAACAUGGAUAAACUUGGGUAAACACUAAACGGGGUAAAACAUGGAUAAACGGGGUAAAAACAUGGAUAAACUUGGGUAAACACGAGUAAACGGGGUAAAACAUGGAUAAACACGAGUAAACGGGGUAAACAUGGAUAAAACAUGGAUAAACCUGGGUAAACGGGUAAACACGAGAAAACGGGGUAAAACACACGAGUAAACGGAAAACUUGGGUAAACACGAGUAAACGGGGUAAAACAUGGAUAAACCUGGGUAAACACGGAAAACGGGGUAAAACAUGGAUAAACUUGGGUAAACAAAACAUGGAUAAACUUGGGUAAAACAUGGGAUAAACUUGGGUAAACAGGGGUAAACACGGAAAACAUGGAUAAACAUGGGUAAACUACGGUAAACAGGGGGUAAAAACAUGGAUAAACUGGGUAAACACGAGUAAACGGGGUAAAACAUGGAUAAACUUGGGUAAACACGAGUAAACGGGGUAAAACAUGGAUAAACUUGGGUAAACACGGUAAACAUGGUAAAACAUGGAUAAACUUGGGUAAACACGAGUAAACGGGGUAAAACAUGGAUAAACUUGGGUAAACACAGGUAAAACAUGGAUAAACUAAACAAACGGGGUAAACACAUGGAUAAACCUGGGUAAAACACAUAAACUUGGGUAAACAAACAAACGGGGUAAAACAUGGAUAAACUUGGGUAAACACAGGGGUAAACAUGGAUAAACAUGGAUAAAACAUGGAUAGACAUGGAUAAACCUGGGUAAACACGAGUAAACAGGGUAAAACAUGGAUAAACUUGGGUAAACACGGAAACGGGUAAAACAUGGAUAAACUUGGGUAAACACGAGUAAACGGGGUAAAACAUGGAUAAACCUGGGUAAACACGAGUAAACGGGGUAAAACAUGGAUAAACUUGGGUAAACACGAGUAAACGGGGUAAAACAUGGAUAAACUUGGUUAAACACGAGUAAACGGGGUAAAACAUGGAUAAACUUGGGUAAACACGAGUAAACGGGGUAAAACAUGGAUAAACUUGGGUAAACACGAGUAAACGGGGUAAAACAUGGAUAAACUUGGGUAAACACGAGUAAACGGGGUAAAACAUGGAUAAACUUGAGUAAACAGGAGUAAACGGGGUUAAACAGGGAUAAACUUGGGUAAAGACGAGUAAACGGGGUAAAACAUGGAUAAACUUGGGUAAACACGAGUAAACGGGUAAAACAUGGAUAAACUUGGGUAAACACGAGUAAACGGGGUAAAACAUGGAUAAACGUGGGUAAACACGGGUAAACGGGGUAAAACAUGGAUAAACGUGGGUAAACACGAGUAAACGGGGUAAAACAUGGAUAAACUUGGGUAAACACGAGUAAACGGGGUAAAACAUGGAUAAACUUGGGUAAACACGAGUAAACGGGGUAAAACAUGGAUAAACUUGGGUAAACAGGAGUAAACGGGGUAAAACAUGGAUAAACUUGGGUAAACACGAGUAAACGGGGUAAAACAUGGAUAAACUUGGGUAAACACGAGUAAACGGGGUAAAACAUGGAUAAACUGGGGUAAACACGGGUAAACGGGGUAAAACAUGGGUAAACUUGGGUAAACACAAGUAAACGGGUAAAACAUGGAUAAACUUGAGUAAACAGGAGUAAACGGGGUUAAACAGGGAUAAACUUGGGUAAAGACGAGUAAACGGGGUAAAACAUGGAUAAACUUGGAAAACAUGGAUAAACUUAAACACGAGUAAACGGGGUAAAACAUGGAAAACUUGGGUAAACACGAGUAAACAGGGUAAAACAUGGAUAAACUUGGGUAAACAAAAAACAUGGAUAAACUUGGGUAAACACGAGUAAACGGGGUAAACAUGGAUAAACUUGGGUAAACACGAGUAAACGGGGUAAAACAUGGAUAAACUUGGGUAAACACACGGAGUAAACGGGGUAAAACAUGGAUAAACUUGGGUAAACACGAGUAAACAGGCUAAAACAUGGAUAAACUUGGGUAAACACGAGUAAACGGGGUAAAACAUGGAUAAACUUGGGUAAACACGAGUAAAACGGGGGUAAAACAUGGAUAAACUUGGGUAAACACGAGUAAACGGGGUAAAACAUGGAUAAACCUGGGUAAACACGGUAAACGUAAACAUGGAUAAACCUGGGUAAAAAACGGGUAAAACAUGGAUAAACGUGGGUAAACACGAGUAAACGGGCUAACAGGGGUAAAACAUGGGAUAAACUUGGGUAAACACGAGUAAACGGGGUAAAACAUGGAUAAACUUGGGUGAACACGAGUAAACGGGGUAAAACAUGGAUAAACUUGGGUAAACACGAGUAAACGGGGUAAAACAUGGAUAAACUUGGGUGAAUACGAGUAAACGGGGUAAAACAUGGAUAAACCUGGGUAAAGACGGUAAACGGGGUAAAACAUGGAUAAACUGGGUUAAACACGGGUAAACGGGGUAAGACAUGGGUAAACUUGGGUAAACACGAGUAAACGGGUAAAACAUGAAUAAACUUGAGUAAACAGGAGUAAACGGCGUUAAACAGGGAUAAACUUGGGUAAAGACGAGUAAACGGGGUAAAACAUGGAUAAACUUGGGUGAAUAGGAGUAAACGGGGUAAAACAUGGAUAAACUGGGGUAAACAUGGGUAAACGGGGUAACACAUGGGUAAACUUGGGUAAACACGAGUAAACGGGUAAAACAUGGAUAAACUUGGGUAAACACGAGUAAACGGGUAAAACAUGGAUAAAGUGGGGUAAACAUAGCUAAACGGGGUAAAACAUGAAUAAACUUGAGUAAAGACGAGUAAACGGGGUAAAACAUGGAUAAACUUGGGUGAAUACGAGUAAACGGGGUAAGACUUGGGUAACCCUGGGUAAACACGAGUAAACGGGGUAAAACAUGGCUAAACUUGGGUAAACAUCGGUAAACGGGUUGAAACGUGGAUAAACUGGGGUAAACAAGGGUAAACGGGGUAAAACAUGGAUAAACUUGGGUAAACACGAGUAAACGGCUUGGAACGUGGAUAAACAGGGGUAAGCAUGGCUAAACGGGGUAAAAGGUGGAUAAAUUUGGGUAAACAUGCAGAUAUGUAAAUUUUAUAUCUUCGGGACGUCUGGUGGGCCUAACAUGGUCGCAUUACCCUCGCCUCGGGAAAUAUUGAGAUUCUCGGGAAUCAAAAUUAGCUGUUUCCUCUCGGGACCAGUCAUUAAGUGUUUAUUGUUUGCCAUUGCAUUGCUACAUGGGGAGAUUUAAUAUCAUUAAUAUUAAAUUCGUUCGCUUGCUUUAUGCUUUAGUAUUGUGGAAGCCCUUCUUCACAAUGCAUCCCCAAGACAAUACUGUGAAGUUACAAUCUGGGACUGCAGUUGUAGCCCUAAAAUGUGCUGCAGAAGGCUUUCCGCCUCCAGUUAUAAUCUGGUUAAGAAAUAACUCGACAGUCGUCAACGACUCCGUGACCAGCAAUGGAAGUGUUUCUACUCUCAACCUUGUUUUACGUACUAUAAAGGAAGAGAAUCCUACGUACAUGUGUGUGGCAACAAAUGCAAUGGGAAGAUCUUAUUCCAGCGAAGCAGCGUUGACGUUCGCAGAGAUACCCACUACAAAGUCUCUAUCAACCCUAAAAGGUAACAAAAUAAAACAUGUUCCAAGCUUUCAAGACGCUUUAAAGUCUGUUAUAUUUUACACAGUUUUGAUGAUAAACCGACUGCUUUCGUCUCAGCCGUUCACCCGGACGAUCAUACCCAACCUACUUAUGAAAUGACUCCUGGGUUCAAACCUUUCACGGUAAUAAACAGAUUAAGAAUUUAAUUUAAUGCUGUAAGUGAAAGAGUGGACUUAAAAUGGUUUACAGUGGGAAACAGCACAACCGGACACAUGGGAAUGGUUCGAGAAACCGAGUGUUCGUUGAAUAUAAAUGCUACACUAGAAAAUCCACCGAUUCGACAUCUGCGACAGCAAGUGUCUUGGUUCGAAGACCAUCUCACUGACCGUGUCUAAAGGGUCGCCGUUCUCGGCGUCAACUCUGAACCUCUCCCUGUAUUAUCAGGCGCGCUGCAAUGAUCAAUACUUGGACCACUCUUGUUCCUCGUAUAUAAGGUGGUCUUCUCGAGCUCUCAAUUUAAUCCUUGACAUAGAAGAUUUCAGCAGCGCACAAAAAUAUUCAUGUUGUCUGUGCCGUAUCGGUCCGAACCAAGCAAAGGUAAUAAAAAAAUGAGCUUCUUCCCAUUAAGAACGUUGCAUCCCUUUUAACUGCUAUUAAUGCACUGUCUUUUAAAAAAGAAAUCAAUCACAAAAAUAUCUCAUUUUCUCGACUUUUCUUAAGCCAUAACAUUCAUCUGACCCAAAUGACAGAUUUCCCUACAGUUUUAUAUAGUUUAACUAGUGAAAUCCAUGACAACUGAUCAAAGAUGUGCUAGGCACCAAGUCAAGUUAGCUAAAGUCUGUUAUGUUUAAUCGUUUCUAAAACUAGAGACUAACAGCCAUGUGCCUAUUGACCAGGUUCCUGAUGGAGCUGAAUCAUUAUUUGGCCAUUCUAAUCUGGAUCUACGCUAUCCAAAGUCGUUGAGAAGCACUCAACUAAGCACUCAAGUAAACACUGGUUAGGGCGCUGAAUGCAUAAAUUACCAAAAUAAUAUAAUAAGCUAAUAUAUAUUUAAGCUUACAAAAUUACAGACGUAAAUCUCUUAGAGGAUCGGACUGCUUGGUGAUCCCCCCCGGGGUCAGGGGGUAAUCAAGCCCCAAGGUCCAACCCCUUACUUUUAUAUCUACCAUUUUUGACAGAAAACGUACCCCUUUUCUGCAUUCCAAAAAUGGUAACCCUUUCACAUAUAUGUUUAAGAACUUUGCAUCCGUUUCAAUUGCUGUAAAAGCAUUGUUUUAUAUACAUGAACACGUCCAGCAAAACCCGCUGAACGUUUUCGUGACGUUUUCACAGCCAUAAAAUACAGACCGAACUAGCAAAUUUCCCUACCCUGUCAUAUACUUCAGCCUAAGUGAAAUUCCUACUCUCUCAUAUACCUGAAGCCUAAAAAAGGUUCCCCGUUCGGAGGAAGCCUCCUCGUUUUGGCCUUUAUAUAGGGAGCCUCCCGGGUGAUCCGCACGAAUAGGUUGACUCAAUGCUCUAACGAAAACUGGACGUACUGCUAAUAUCAAACAUGAACAGAAACAAGCAAUCAAUUCCUCCAAUCAGGAAAAGACUGAGCAUUUAUAACUAGUACUAUAGCCCGGUAAAGAAAGUAAGAGAUAAAUAUUGUAUGGAUUUCAACAACCGCACGUUCACUUCUCAUUGAAAUGCUUACCUCGCGCUUGCUAUUUAUAGAUGAUACUUCAGCUUCAACAAGCGACGAUCAUUUUCCUCUCCUGUGGAUCUUAGUUGCUGCAACAGGAGUUUUAUUGUUUGUGAUGGUGUUACUGAUAUUGGUGAUCUAUAAGAAGAACAGAAAUGCUGCGUUUAGCGUCGAAAAAGAGGUAAAAUGAAGAAAUGAUUACGCAUUGAUAUUGACAUGCAAUAACGACACAGUAUAAAUUGCUUAGUAUGAGAUACUUAAUUGCUAUUUAUUUUGUCAAUACUAAUUAUGACUAAAGGUAUUCCUGACCUUCAAUCGGCGAAAAAAUUGCUGAGACCUGUCCUCAAAUAGUGUUCGGAGAACAAAACAUUCAACACCGCUUCCAUCCAUUCAAAGUUGGGGUUUUAAUUUUGUUGUUUCCUUCAGGUAGCUCUAACAUCGACAUGAUGUUACCUGAAGGAGUUGGGGUGGAAAGCUUUCUUCUCCCUUUAAAAGCUUAGAAACUGUUUUUAGUGAAAAGUGUCUCAGCUAAUUUUGUGGCCGAUUCUACACUGCAGCUACACCGCUCGUUAUUUGCAACUUCGUAAGAGCCCUAUGUUAUUUAUCAGUAGGCAGUAGGCCAAGAGCGAAAGCAGAUUUGGUUAUAUUAGAAAACGUUGUCAGUCGUAAUCUGCUAGCCGAAGAACAUCUUACAGUCCAACUCCCCUGUCCCCCGGCCCUCACCCAUUUUACAUGUUCCUACUCACUUCACCUUGCACUUCCCCUAUGAUAUUUUAUGCUAACGACAAAGUUUGUAUUCUUUUUUACACAGAUCAUCAAAGAACAAAGAUGUUCAAACCUUUAGAUGCUAUCAAUCAGCAACUGCCCAGUUCUCAAUAAAUUAAAUGGAACGUAAUGACUAGAAAAUACGGCUAGUGUAUGUAAAUGUCUAAGCCUUUUACUGAUUAGUUUGCAAAACUGUACAGUACUUGACCGACAGAAGCGCUAGAAGCUAAAUUGAAGCAAAGCCAGAUUAGUUCCUAGGUUUGCCAGACUAUAGCGUCGCCGUUUAGCGUUAUUCGGAAGGCAGGCUUGCCCACCUGCCGAGAUGGCCGGUUGCUAAAGCCGACACCUCGGCUGACGGUCAAAGCCGAAAAACAACGAAAAUUCUCGACUCACGUAAACAGCCGAUGACCGUCUAGAGAAGAGUGUUUAUGUGGCACUCCUGUUAGAAAAGCCGGAGCUUGGCUGUCAUCUAUAUUACACUUAACUCGAACCUCCCUUAAGCGACCUUGGCGCUUAUGAAGAAUCGUCCUUAAUGCCCCUCUCUUGUUUCCUUCCCCCAGUCCCCUUACCCUUCUAGACGCCUCUUACGCAGGCUAGCAGUAAUCGAAGCACAAUUUUUUUUUUUUCCGAGUAGAGCUGCCCUGACCCUUAAAGGUUUUGAAGGAUAUUUUACCACGUGCAAAUAACUAAUAUAAUUCUCCAAAAAGUGGUUGCAGCCGCCCCUGAGAGGUGCUUUUAUGGGAGAGGUUCCAACAGUAUAAUCAUUUUUUUUUUUUUUUUGGAGAUAGAUGGCUGCUCAUGGGAGGUCUGGUCCGCUUACGAGAGUGGUAGCACUCUUUAGAGGUUGGACUGUAUGUCAUGAUAUCUCGUAAUCUUUUUAAAAUUACAGGCUCUCUUGCUUUCAUUUAUUUUAGCUAUCAUCUUUAAAUAAUCUGAAAGUGAAGGUAAAGAAAUUAAAUAUAUGGCACAAUGCCGAUUCAAUUCCAAACUUGUUGUAUGUAGUUGGAAUUCGACAAUUUAACUUCCCCAAAAAACAUGAUUGUUCUAUUUCUGAUUUCAAAUACACCUGUUGUCAAGUGGCCAUUUACAAAAAUAUUAAAUAAAAUGAAACGAACACAAGGGAGUCCAACUACCCUACCAGUACAGUAUCGAGAUUACCGAGUCAAUUGUGUCAAUAACAAAAUGCUUAGAUCUGAUUGGUUCUUAACAGCCCAUGUAUAUCUUUACGACUUAAUUUUGCUAUUGUAACUCUUACUAUAGCACUGUCCGAUUUGACCUGUCCGAUUACAAGGAGGCUGUAAUCGGACUGGUCAAAUGGGACAUAAUCGCCCGAAAUAACUCCCUGAAUUGUACUCCACUCGGUCCUAUUACCAUUACUAAGCACGUUCUGUCAUAAUAUUUUGUCCGUGUCUUUAACGUAAACCACUUUAAAUUUCUCCUUUUUUAGUAGUUAGAAGAGAGAAUUCUCUUGGUAGUAAUUCAUGUCUCGCAAACAAAUAAAUAUUUAUUUUGCAGUUUUACUUGCUGUAAGCCGCUUUAAAAACGAGGAAGUUAAAUUUGAAAACGAACGUAAUUGAAUUAUGAAACUACUUAGCUUCCUGGAAAGGAAGUAAAUAUUAGCCACACAAAUGAUGCAUGUACAUGACGCAAAGCUUAAGAUAUGACACCGCGCAAGGGAGGAAAAUAAUAGAGAGCGGCGGAAAGCUCUUAACUUGAGUUUUUCCCCCAUAUUCAAGCCAUAAGAAAAAGCGCACGUGAGUACAUCUUGCCCUAAAUACGAUCGGAGUUGAGUAUUUGAGUGUUUGAGUAUUUUUCUAGCUAACUAAAUGGAAAUCUAGGAUAUGAAAGCAAUCUUUCCUACAAUACUCGUCACAUUAGUUGGGGCGGUAUGAAUCAUUCCGAUAUUUCUGCCCCCUCAAUGUUGGUUUUUGCGGGUUGGCAUCACAGAAUUAAAGCAAAAGAUCCAACACUGGGAGGGAAAGAGCACAACGUUUUGCCGCAAUAUAGCCUGCGUAGCAAGCGUUUCCGUUUGGUUUCGGAGCAAAGAAAGACCGAGCAUGGUCUUUGACUUCUGUCCCUUGUUCUUUGCUCCUAAACCGCACAGAAACGCUUGCUACGCAGGCUAGCCGCAAUAUGGUUGCUGCACCGGGUGUCCCAACUUAAUGUUACGAGGAUUGUAGUUCUUGAAAAUAGUGAGAAAUGGACGGUUAAAUGCCGGCCCUGCGUAGGUUAAUUGUCACAACGGGGGGUCGUUACUUUCGGUCAUUUCAGUGGUAAGGCUUCGGCUGAAAAGGGAGCCUUUUCUAACCUGCUUCUCUCCAGAGGCAUAUAGAUGGUUUAGGAACCUCUGUCACUUAGGUUUUCAAAAAAGGCCUUCAAGUAAGUUUUUCAAUAAGACUCAUCUUACGGCUGUAUCAUUUUAAUAGUGGCGUGACAAGAAGUAGCCAUGUAAAGGGUACUACCAUCUUACAAAGAAAGGUGUGCCUGAGGGAUACCUUUCCUGUCCAAAUUGUUACAUAAAAAACUGCAAGAGUUAAGAUGUCACUACGGAUCCUUUCUGAAUAAAACGUCGUUGAAUACCAAAUGAUAGUGAAAAUAAGCCGUAAAAGGCUUAUCCACUGAACCAAAUUAAUUGCCAGUCAAGAAGGAUAAAAAAGGGAAAAAGUUAGUUUAACUGAAUAAACAAAUUAUAUCGACAAAGCUUGAGCAACUUAGACUAAGCAAACUGAAUAUUGGUGACCGAAUUUCUAAUGUCUACAAUUUCACAAUAACAUUUUCGACAAUAAUAAUAAUAAUAAUAAUAAUAAAAUAAUAAUAAUAAUAAAAAGGAUACACACUUUAGUUUUAACAUAACAUAGACAACAUAAAAAUUAUUUUAAUUUUGUCUACGUUGAUGAUCACGAAAGAUACCUGACAAAUUAUAGGAAGGGAAACAAACAAGCAAAAAAAGGAAAUCAAACCAAGGCUUAAAAUAAGUACACGUCAGUUGAAUGUGAGUGCUCUUAACUGCCCAAAUGUCUCAUGGGCUUCAAAUUACGUUACAGGUCGGGUUUGGGCUGCAUUAAGCCUGUUUGACACAAAAUAUGAAACGAAAUAAGACCGAUUAAGUGCCUAAACAAACUGAAACUUUAAAGUUGUAAGAAAGCCCACUUUACUUAAUUUCUCAAACAUAUCGGAUAGUUACAGCUGCCAAUGCCACAAUCACAAUCGUGUUACAAUCGUCACUUUCUCCACUGAGCGCGCCUCUCCAGGGAUAGAGAUGUCUAUGAUCUUAGCCUAUUACUGAUCUCGCAGUGUCAAACUUUGGAAUGCUGUCCACAUUAGGGCGCACUGUAACCUACACACUUGAGAAGCUAUAUUUAGAAGUAGAAAAAGUUCUGUACGAAACCUAAUACAAUCCUAAUUUCCAUAAUGAUAUGAUUCUCUCUACUUAAAAAGCCAAUUUAGAAGACGGCAAGUAUGCAAAUACAUGAUGAUAUAAUUAUCUCUACCAGAAGCCUAUUUAGAAAAUGGGAAAAUUAUUCAGUUUUUAUACCCUCAUUUUCUCUUAUAAACCUACACGAGACCAUCACACUGUGGUUAUCUCUACUAAAAGCCUAUUUAGAGUAAUAUCAAACUCUUAUACUGUACAAAAUCUACUUAAAAAUAUCAGUAAAAUACAGCUUUUGCGACACGUGUGUUUAUGGAUUUCUGGAGAAAAAAAAAAUUAAAAUGUGGUGUUUUUAACGCACCAACUAACUAUUUAUCUUAAAUGUUCUGGCAAUGUUCAAAGUGUUUGAGAUGACCGAUUAUUCAAAUUAUUUGAGAUGACCGAUUUUUUUUUUUUUUUUUUUUUAAAUUAUGAAUAAAGUUUUGUUUUAUUUAAAAAAAAAAAAAAAAUUAUUAUUAUUAUUAUUAUUAUUAUUAUUAUUAUUAUUAUUAUUAUUAUUAUUAUUAUUAUUAUCAUCUUAUCCUUUUUCAAAUUUUCUUUUUUUCCAAUGAUUUUACUACAAAAAUGAGAGAGAAACAAAUGAUGAUACUUAUGAAUUGCGAUCGAACUUUAAGGAAAAAAAACGAAUGAGAAUACCAACGUAACCGAAAUUUUGUCUUUGGAAUCAGUAGUGCAACCAUUCUCUACUCUCCACUCCCCAUGCAUCCCUUUCUGGGGAAUUGUGAAAUGGCGGUUGCCCCUGUGCAAAAAAAAAAAAGAACUUCAAGGUUUUUUUUUCUUUUUCUAUUAUUAUUUUUACUUUUUAAAGUGGAAUAAUGGAAUAACAAGACUUUUCAAAUAGACUAAUGGGAUAAUGAGUACUUCAUUCCCUUCACCCUCGAAAUGCUCAAUUAUUUUGUCGUGCAUAUAUAUUUGCUUUUGAAGACUUUUUAAAACCCGCAAAAAUUAACGCAUUGAAGCUUUUUUCGAUGCUUAACAUCAUCAUGACGGUUCAAUAUCACAAGGAAAGACUUUCUCGCAGAAGCUGCCGAUUUUUCAGGAUUUUUGAAAGAGCCAUUACCGUUCAUUUUUAGCCAAUUUACGGCUAAGCCCAUGAAAAUAAAGGAAUCCUCAGGUACGUAUGGAUUUAGAAAGAACGUUUCUACCUUUUUGCUUCUCGUUUGCUUUGUUUGCUCUCAGUAAUUGAUUGGAUGUUUUCGUCAUCGCAUCCGGCAAUGACAGGUGGCGUGAUAGACCGGAACGCUUUCCACUUCUUUGAAAAUUGUGGUUUUAAUAAAAGAGUCUACAUAUUACCUUGGACCCACGCAAUGGACAAAAAUGCGGUAGAACAUAACGUGUUUGAAUAAGAACUGUUCAUUUUUAACUAUCCAGAAAGGCGCGAGGGCAUCAGAUUGCUAAUUGUCAGGCAAACAAUCGACGCUCAUUUUUAUGAUCGUGUUUGAAGAUUUCGUCUAUAUAUCACGUAAGAACUUCAAUCUAUAUGUUUUCUUACUUCGUUACUCCCUUGUCACCCCGGCAAGCGCAGCGAGCAAAAAAUCUUUAAAAUUUCGCAAUUACUUUACGGACAACGUGGUUAUUAAAAGUUACGACAAAAAUGAUUUCGCAAUACCAGAUCGAUUCUAUUACAAGCUUGCCGCAAAACAGAUUAUUCAGGGCUUGAGAGUAGAUUGAGUGGCUAGUUAACUGUUCCUUACAAGCUCUUAUACAUGACUGUAAGCUCUUAUCUACUAGGAUUUUCUCUAAGCAGCAUCUGCCUUCAAAUUUUGUUUCUACUAUUUUGUCACUCAGUGGAGCAAAGUGAAAUGUUGUUGUCAUAUGUUCAAGGGCAAAAAAAAAAAAGAAAAGAAAAGAAAACUUUGGACUACAAACCUUAUUAGUCUUUGUUAUGGCUAAAUAUACAAGUUAUUCUUUUAGUAUGAAAGUGAAUCAUGCAAUUUACCAAUAUUAUUGUUUCUGCCGUUGUUUUUGUUGAUUGAGGUGUUAGAAAAAUCAUCUAGGAGGAAAUCAGUACGGUAACUAGAAUAUUCCUGACAGGAUAAAAAUGCCGACAGAAUCCCGAGCGAGUUUUUUCCAUUCAAGCCAUACAACUGUAUACACUGUUCCCUGAUUUGCAAGUCAGUCGAAACUCGUAAAACAGUUUCUGUUGAAUUGUUGUUUACUAAACAACCAAAUAAUUAUUCAAACCAUUCUAUUUUAAUUAGUAUAACUACAUACAGUCAGUAGCACAAAUCAGCCAGUACAGCGACAUUUUAUAGUGACAGUAGCCAAGGAAAGGAAGGGGCGCAAAAAGAAGUACUUAAAGCCUGCGAUCCUUAGAUGAAGGCACUAAUAUUGAUGAUAAUAUAUAAUAUAUAUAUAUAACAAUAUGGCUACCAACUGAUCAUGAACUGAGACUCUUGGGAUCGAAGUUGGCUAUUAAAAAAAAAAAACAUCUUUAUUCAUUGCUCUUUUUUUUCUUUUUUUUUUUUUUUUUUUUAUCACACCGACUUAUUUUGUUAUUUUGAAUUUUGUAUUCCAAAUCAUUCCAGGUACUUCUCCUGGCCAUGCCAUGCUGUUGUUUAUUUGCCUAGCGUUUUUCUACUUCCAUAGUGCGGAAACAUCCCAAUGCGCCUCGAUGGAAAAUCAACAUACAGGUAUAGAUAGUACGCUAGCUAGUAUAGACCGUUCUGUGCUUUCCGUCGAUGUCCGGUCAGUAUGGACUAUUUUUGUUCUUUUUUUUUCUUUCUUUCUUUAAGAAAAGAUAUUUAAGAGAGUCUCGUUGAAAGAAAGAAACUGUUUGGGAUUCGAAGGCCUUGAGGCCCGCCCAAUUUUUGGCAAUAUAUAAGAGAACAGUUUUUGACCUUUUAUGACCAUUUUACCUUUAAGUAGUAUAUAUCUCGAGACGAAAGGGCUUAUAACACAGGCAGGGGUCAUGUGGGACUGCCUUCUGUAGCUGCCUUUGGAGAGCUUCCCGACACAUCGAACAAUGAUUGAAAAGUUACUGUAUUUAUUAGUACUCUUCAGGCUUUAACUGAUUUUUAAAUAUACCGUUUUAAUACCGAUGCUCACAAAGGCCCUCAUGCUGGUUCGUAAACAAUCUAUCUAGUAAACCUAUUGUAGUAAGUCCACGUCGGUAAAUGAUUUUAAAGUAUUGUUACCUCUAUGUAUCCUUAUAACUAACAAUUUUCUAAGACACCUAUAGUUAACACUAUGCACUCUUUAAUUCAACUCCUUACAGUUUCUUCCGCUCCCACUCUUACCAUCAACACCCUCCCGGAAGAAGAUGUGUUACCUAUAGGGUCCAACGUAACAGUAACUUGUACCAGCAACACUUCGAAAGAUGGUAUUUCCGACCCAAUAUACGACAUGCCAUAUUGGAUGCAAAUCUAUUUCGGCCAUGAUAGCCGUUUAAUUACGAUAAAAAGUUGCGGUGGUCGCAGAAGCGACAGGGAGCAAAGCAAAGUUUGCAGCUAUGUCAUUCACAAUGCAUCAAGGAGCGAUUCUGGUAAUUACUCCUGUUGGACUAGAAAUUCUUGGAAAUGCACAAUGGGGUAUAUUCAGUUAGAUUUCAAAGGUAAUAUUGACUUACAGUGUGUUGAAUUUUACUGUAUUUAAUAUUACAAUAAGUGUACGUGAUUUCUACGAAAAAACAAACAGAAGAAAAUAUUUAACUAAAGGCUAAUCAGUCGAGGUGAUCCAACGUCACAAAUGCAAAUGUCCACCAAUUCCAUUCAGGAGUUCACCCUUCAUUUUAUCCCUUUUCUCGGGUGAUAUGAAAUUCAAUUUUUUGUUUCAAAAUCAGUUUCUUUUUUUAUUGUUUGUUAUUUUCUAUUUUUUUUUUGUAUUUUUAUUUUUACAGAAAAAAUUCCUCCAGUUUUCACUGUGAACCCUCCAGUACAAAUGUUAAUAUCUUCCGGUGGUAAAGCCAGCAUGACUUGUAAGGCAUCAGGUUUCCCAGUCCCUGUAAUAACAUGGUUCAAGGAUGGGAUUCCUGUACCAAGGGCAAACACCACUGGAGACAAGGGACUCUCGAUCUUGACUCUUGAAUUUGUCAAACCAGUUCACCAAGGAAAAUACUGGUGCGAAGCAAACAACUCGGAUGGCUGGCAAAGAUCACUGAUUACAAAACUGAGUUUGAGCCAAGGUAAGCUGUCCUUCUUUUCAUCGCUGGAAGUCAAGGAAGUGAAUCCGCAGUAGAAAAACCAGAAUUUGCUUUGGCGUUACUAUAACCCAAUUUUAUGGCAAAGAGCUGCAAACACGUUAAUUUGCCAUAGGUAGUUGUUUGUUUGUUUGUUUGCAUGUUUUUUAAUAUUGAUAACACGUAAUUUCUUCAAAGUCUCAAGUCUAGGUGGUAGUCCUCGAUGGUGAUAGAGUGCCUCAUAUAGCCCUGGUAAGGAGUUGCCUUUGGAUAGUAAUCGACCAUUCAAAAACGUCAUAAAACGUUUAUCGUAAGACAGAAGACGUAUUAAAGGUCUUACGUUUUAUAGUCUCUACCUUAGAAACGUGCCCUGUAGCUAGGAUCUAAAGUACUCACAAUUAGGUCAUCUUUAUUAUUGCACAGCCUUUUGAAGACAAGACUUUUUCUGUUUUUUUCUUUUUUGUUUUAUCUCAGUGACUCAAAAAAUGGAACGAAGAACUAGUAGAGGACUCUGAGCCUUGGUUAUUGUUCAGAGAAAUCAGACCUGUUCACUCACUAAGACUUCAAGAUAACUCAAUGAAGCGCUAGGCGGAGCCCACCCCAGAGCGCAUGCUCCAUCCAGUGCUGAAUCCAAAAAUCCAUGUCCGCUUUCCGCUCGCCUCUUAUAGGUAAAAUACGUUCGUAAAGUUGAUUUUCCUUCUUCCGUUAUUUUUCCUGCAGUGCCAACCAUUUCAAUUCAUCCGAAAAACGUGUUCGUGUCAUUCAAAGAAAAUAUUACUUUAGUUUCCUUCGCGUGUAAGGCCACUGGAUCACCACCACCUGUGGUAACCUGGUUAAAGAAUAACUCUACGCAGGCCAAUGCGACAGUCGUUGAAACUGAUGGAAUGUCCUGGCUCAUUCUUCUUCUGGUAAAAAAUGACGAAAACAGCUUGAACAAAUACAACUGCUUCGCAAAGAAUUUAGUAGGGAAAGCUUACUCUAAUGAAGCAACCGUGAUCAAACCACAGACAUCAUUUCCAAAUAAAGGUAAGGCUAGCUUUACUAACAGCCACCACGGGUACUGCUGUUAGGAAAAAACAGCUAACGACUCAAGCUCUGCUGUUUAUUGAGUUGAUUUUUAAGUACACCCAACAUACCCAAAUCAGGGCAUGGAUAGCUCUUUCAGCGAAACGUUAACAACAGGAUAACAAGUUGUGGCUGAGAAGGCAUCUGUGGAAAAUAAAAUCGAAACUCUCUUAAGCGACCACCGAAAAAGUGGUGUUAACUUAGGGCUGGUCGCUUACGAGAAUGAGCUGUCGCAAGCUCUCGUAAUUGGUCUCGGCUGAUAACACCCUCCUCGUUCUAUAUAAUUUUUCAUAUGAUACUCAGCCUUAUCUUAUAAUAUUAUUGUAAAUUAUCGUUAUCAUGAUUCAUCAUCAUCAUCAUCAUUGUAUCAUCAUCAUUUUCAGGCUUCAGGUAUAUGAAAGGGUAGGGAUUAAACUCGUUGAAGUAUACGAAAGGGUAGGGAAAUCUGUGAUUUGGGUCUGUGAAAGGGCUCAAAGAGCUAACAGAUUAAUUCUAUGGCCUCAUAAAGUCGAGAAAACGUUCUACUUUUGUGAUUGAUUCCUAUUUAAGUAACAGUGCUUUUACAGCAGUUAAAAGGGCUGCAAAGUUCCAAACAAGGUAUGUGAAAGGAGUACCAUUUGUCAAUAGUAGGUAUACGAAAGGGGCACUUAUUUCAUGAAAAAUGUCAAAAAGGGUAAGGGGUUGGACCCCUGAGCGAGGCCUCCCCAUUUAAGAAUUGUUGAGAGUAUCCACCCCCCUUCCCCCCAGGGAUGCGACUAAUAAAAUUGAAACAAUUUUUCCCCCAGAAAGCACUGUCAUCUUUUUCUAUCGCCAUCCGGCAAGUCUCGCUGCCUCCCCUGGUGAACACGUGAUAUUUACAUGUGCUGUCGAAGGAUCUCCAGCACCCUCGAUUAUUUGGCUGAAGAAUGGUUUGAAAGUCGUUGAUAAUAAGGCCAAGACCUAUCAGGGAAGAGAAAGCACAAUCUCAGAGCUGCACAUUCUUAACGUUCAAGAACAUCAUGCUGGUAACUACACCUGCAAGGCAGCAAACGCUAUGGAGAGUGGCGUCUCCAGGAAUGCAUUACUUUCCUUAACAGGAAAACCUGACUCCGCGAAAAGCAAGUUAUAUUAAGUUUCUUUAUUUUAGGGUUUCUUGAUUUUGUGUAAACUAAUUGACAAGAGGGCAUAUGGAAGAAUACAAGAUGGCUUUUCCUGGUGCAGCGUCAGUUUUACCUGAAUCUAAGUGAUUACGAAGACUCAUGCAAGGGGAGAAUGGAAAUACUAAUUAACUCCAUUUUUUAUCACUGCCAGUAUUGCAUUGACUCUCUGAAGUUAGUUGAAUUAGGUGACUGUGAAAGGACUUAUUGCUCGAGCACUUGAAUCUAACAGAGAACUAGGGUUCUAUUAUAAGUACAUGAAUCCAGUCGCCGAGGGAGAAUAACACGUGUAGCACGGCUUGUGUAUAUCAUGUCUCCCUCUAGCCUCCCACGCAGGCGUUUUUAGGGGAGCUCGUUUUUCAUCCCUCCUUACAAACGCCUGCUCAACCGAAAACAAUGUUGUUUUCAGUUGAGCAGGCGUUUGUGGGGAGGGAUGAAAAACAAGCUCUCCUAAAAACGCCUGCGUGGGAGGCUAGUCUCCCUAGGCUCGCCUCUCUCUCUGUGAUUUGUACUGAAGCCGCUGGAAGAAAUUAAUGGGAGAGGACUAUAGGUAAGAUGCACUGGACGAAAAAACGGAUUUGCCUAAGUUUGCUAGUUGAGCAAAUCUAUUGUAAAUUUAGGGUACUAAUGUUGCUACUUAUUUGUUCUUGGUGCAAAUUUUGUUCGAAAGUGAAAGUUUACUUUUCUGCAAGGGUGGCGUAAAUGUGGAGUAAAUAUCCAGUUUACACAUAUUUUGUUUCACUUUUGCUCCCCAUAGUAAAUUUGGUGUUUAGAUUCAAAUUUGCCGACAUUUUGUUCUCUGUGUAAAAAUCGAACGUCAAAAAUGAAUGUUUGCUUGAUAUUUUCUGGCAUAGCAAAGUUAAUGUGUAAAUUUAUGGUUACUAGAGGCGUAAAUUUAAGCAAAAUAUGAUCAAAGAACUAUCUUUACGACCACUUUAACCAACGUUUGCACAUUUACCAAACUUCACAGUGUUAUAUAUUUCACGCAAGUUUUGAUUUUCCAUUGCCCCGUUUCAACCACCAUCACAUUCUUCUCAGAGUUUAUCAUAUUACUUGCUGCAGCUGGUUAUUUCGGGUAAGGCCAUUCCCCCUUUUUUUUCGUUUAGCGUCGAAUGCGUUUCCUGAUAUUGGGUCGGUGGCUCGGAAAAAAAAUAUAUCACAAGAAGUCUCGGAAUAGGAGGCCCUUGCGUAAAACGUUACCAUUUACAAUUUGGGUGAACAAAAUGCACAAUAUGUGAAAGGUUUGAACCCAGGAGUCAUUUCAAUAGUAGAUUGCAGAGUUUCAUCGUCCGGGUGAAUGUAGUCCUGAAUGCACUCGACCGCAAGAUCAGCCGCCAUGUUUGUUGUUUCCCCGGCUUCCACGUGACUUUGCCACAUGCGCGAUUUGAUUUACAUUGUCACGUGUGGCUUUUGAACCAAUAGAAUAGUGUAAAAUAAACUUUCGUUGAACAGUUCAAAUUCACGCGGACGUCUCAAGCAAUAGAGCGUUGCAAAACGAGUAGUUUUGUUAUUUUCGGAUAAUAGAAAGCCUGUCUUUCUAUUCAGCUGUUCUAUUACGAUUUAUACCUUUGUUAUUUUCGAGAGACAGUGAUCAGUUGCGAUAUUCUUCACAUAAAGCCUGUUUCCAAGUCAUCAACUCAGCUGGAUUGCAGAAAGGUAUGUUCUUCUUGAUAUCGUGGUUCGUUUACUUACUUUGGUUUUCUAAUAACUUUGCGUAAGCUUAAAACCUCAAAGAUAAAUCUUAAAAUUUAAGAUGCAUGCACAGAUAUGAUAUGCCAUUGAUUGAUUCCUUUUUGUUUACUGCAGAAAUAACUGUACUCUUUGUUGCACAUCGUCUUCAUUAAUGGAAUAAUCUUAAGUAGCCAGAUCUUGAGCUGUGCAGGCAAACAUUUCUUUUACACCAAUAUAAGUCGGUGAUGUGACCUUGGCAUGUCCAUAAUUCAGUAAUUUGGCUUGUUGUACAGCUGACUUAAUAUGUUAUUCUUUGGGGUUACUGUACUUUUCAGGUGACAGCACUUGACAAAGCAGUGGUCACUAUAAUUUAUUAUUUAAUAUUCUACUCCAUUUCAAAUGACAAAUGAUUUUCCUUUUGAAAUUUUUACAGUCAAAAACUCUUGUUUUACAUCUAUACAUAUUUAUCGUUCGGUGAUAUUGUGAAAUCUUAAUUUGGUUCAUUUUGCAAGUGACGGCAUAAGUUUGCCAGAUCUUGAAGCAUAUGUGUCAUUCUGAGUGACCAGUGUAUUAUUUUUCCACAUUUAAAUGACAAAUGAUUCUUAUUUCAUAAAUUGUACCAUCCAAAACUCUUAUGGUUUGUACAUAUGGUUCAGUGAUAUUGUGAGAUCUUAAUUUUGGCUCAUUUUGUGAGUGACGGCAUUUUUUUCAUUUUGUGAGUGAAGCCUAUGUGUCAUUCUGAGUGACCACUGUAUUAUUGUUCCACAUUUAAAUGACAAGUGAUUCUUCUUUCAUAAAUUGUACCAUCCAAACUCUUAUGGUUUGUACAUAUGGUUCAGUGAUAUUGUGAGAUCUUAAUUUUGGCUCAUUUUGCGAGUGACGGCAUUUUUUUCAUUUUGCGAGUGAAGCCUAUGUGUCAUUCUGAGUGACCACUGUAUUGUUGUUCCACAUUUAAAUGACAAGUGAUUCUUCUUUCAUAAAUUGUACCAUCCAAAACUCUUAUGGUUUAUACAUAUGGUUCAGUGAUAUUGUGAGAUCUUAAUUUUGGUUCAUUUUGCGAGUGACGGCGUAUGCCAGAUCUUGAAGCCUAUGUGUCAUUCUGAGCGACCACCGUAUUAUUGUUCCACAUUUAAAUGACAAUUGAUUCUUCUUUCAUAAAUUGUACCAUCCAAAACUCUUACGCUUUAUAAAUAUGGUUCAGUGAUAUUCUGAGAUCUUAAUUUUGGCUCAUUUUGCGAGUGACGGCACUUGCCAGAUCUUGAAGCCUAUGUGUCAUUCUGAGUGACCACCGUAUUAUUGUUCCACAUUUAAAUGACAAUUGAUUCUUCUUUCAUAAAUUGUACCAUCCAAACCUCUCAUGGUUUAUACAUAUGGUUCAGUGAUAUUGUGAGAUCUUAAUUUUGGUUCAUUUUGCGAGUGACGGCAUAUGCCAGAUCUUGAAGCCUAUGUGUCAUUCUGAGUGACCACCGUAUUAUUGUUCCACAUUUAAAUGACAAUUGAUUCUUCUUUCAUAAAUUGUACCAUCCAAAACUCUCAUGGUUUAUACAUAUGGUUCAGUGAUAUUGUGAGAUCUUAAUUUUGGUUCAUUUUGCGAGUGACGGCAUAUGCUAGAUCUUGAAGCCUAUGUGUCAUUCUGAGUGACCACCGUAUUAUUGUUCCACAUUUAAAUGACAAGUGAUUCUUCUUUCAUAAAUUGUACCAUCCAAACCUCUUAUUCUUUAUAAAUAUGGUUCAGUGAUAUUGUGAGAUCUUAAUUUUGGCUCCUUUUGCAAAUGACGGAACUUGUCCACGUAUUUCCAUUUCAUUUAACUUUCGUUGUCAUUUCUAUUAACUUCAGGAGACACCUCACCCUCUUCAAGAGUUUCUUUGCUGUUCUGGAUCUUAGUCGCCGCUGCCGCAGCAUUGAUUCUUGUGGUGGGGGCUUUGUUAUUUGUUAUCCACGCAAAGCACAGAAAGGCCGGAUUUAACGUCAACAAAGAAGUUAGUAAUACUAUAGACAACAACGGGUAGACAGUUCAUUUUUUUUAAAGCAGCAUUUAUUACACAAGCGAGUUUUCUCAAGUCCUAUGGUUUGACAUUAACAUUGGUCUUCUUCACAAGGAAUAAAGUUGAUGCAUGCAAACAGUUAUUCCUCGAGCCCGAAUGGGCUCUGAGUCAAUAGCCCAUGAGGCCGAAGGCCGAAUGGGUUAUCCACUCAGAGGCCAUGAGGGCGAGAGGAAUAAUUGUUUUAGAAAAAUUCAACUAGUUGGUCAAAAAUAUCGAGACAAAGCAACUUUAGCUAGCAAAACGCCAUUCAAACGCCAUUUGUCCAGUCCUCACAUACAAAACAUUGUUGUUUACAAUGUCAAGGAGGCUUACGCCUUAGCCAAGAGAGACAUUCUUAAAAUAAACAACUUACAAACAGAUUUGGAGGCCCACUCGGUGUCUUAAACCGCGGUCUCGGUUAGACUUUGUUUGUUGAACAAUUUUCAGAUUCGAUUUUGAAUAUCCAGAACAGGGGCUAAAAUGAACACUUAAGAAGAUUUUAGAUAUUUCGAAUAUCACAAAAUCAAAUCUCAUAAUUCUUUUAUUGCAUGGAACACAAAUGACUGAUUAUACUUUGGAAAAUCAUCCAUUGAGCGUGCAACUUAAGGACUAGCUAUAUCAGAGUAGUUUCAACUUUUGUUCUGAUAACUGACUAAUAGAUAAUCUAUAUGAUGCUUAUCAAAACUAACUGUUGCUGACGUGUAAGCCAACGAGAGGAAAAAAUAAUGGCGAAUACCUUUAGGUAUAACCGGUUCUUAGACCACUUCUUUGCUUAAUUAAUAGUCUUAUAGGCCUCUCACGUAGCCUAGCUAGCCAGAUGUUACAUUUGUGCAUGAAAGGUGUUUUUACUAAUACCGAAAAUUGUUCCAUUCUUUCACAGUUCAAGGAAGAACAGCGAUAUUCAAACCCGGUUUACAUCAUUCAAUAGCUAACAGCAGACGAAUGGAGAAUAAUCGUUUACGAGCAGAGCCUCAGUGAUGUAAUCUUCCACUAUUAUAUACAAAGUCAGCCGCUAAAAGGAGAAUUAACCUUAAAACACGAAAUUUAAUGUGGAAAAUCAUGAAAAGCAUGAUAUUGCAUAUAUACAAAUAUCAUAAUUUGAGCUUGAAAGGGAAGCAGCGCCUUUUGAGAGUCCAGACAGCAGUGCUAAAUUAAAGCAUGCUGAGAAACUGGGCCAGGAGGCCUUAACUUUUUAGCACACGUAGUCAAAUCAGUAAAACAAUCUUAACCUGAGUAAAUAUACAAUCUCCCUAAAUUCAAUUUUUUCAAGUUCUUUUGUUCCACAUGCUUUUACCCUUGCCUAUAAUAAAGAAGUCACCAAUAAAAAAGUAAAUAAAUCAAAUAACGAAAAAUCACAAAUGGAGUCAUGCGUGGUUUUGUUUAGCUGCUAAUAACGGAUAUUUUCCAGUGUGUAUUGUGCACAACAGACUCUUGAGUUGGGAGCCGACCUUUAUCCGAGACCUAUUAUUAAUCAGACGCUUGAAAAGCUAAGCUCUAGCUGUUGGGGCGUCCGUUUCGCAGACCUAAUAUAUUCCGUCUGUGGAUAAUGCCUUUAUGACUAAUAUGUAUUGUUGAUCUUUCUUCAUCCGUUUCAAGGGAAAUGAAAUAGAAUAAAGUAAACAGACAAAACAAUCCUGGCCAGUUAUUUAUAAUUUCUUUGGCUGCAUAAAUCAACGGCGAUCUGAGUCAUUUCCUAAUGUGGUAAUUAUAAACCCCAAUAUCUAAAAGUUGUCCACAGUGUUAGCGGUGCCAAAGAAUUCAUGCAUGUAGGACAGUCAGAAGGUAAAAAUGUAUUUUAUUUACUUCAUAUAACUAUUUUGGAAACAGGUUUCAAGGUCACAGCACUGUUUGUCAUCCCUCGUCCUUAAAAUUGACUGAAUUCUCAAGCAGGUAAAAUUCUUUCUUUAUUCGGCCACUGUAUAAAACAAUAAUAUCAAUUUUGUUUCCAAUAAAGAACGUCAAUUCGUUAAGAAUUAUUAUAUAGUAAAUUGUCCCCGGUUGAGCAAUCUUCUAACAUUAUCAGCGUCUCGUACGGAAUUCGAACUCGAUCAUUGAUAUUGCUACGUAUUCUGUCGAAAAUCAUCGGAACCGGAUUUAACUUACCAUAUAUAGACUAUAUAUGGAUCAGGGAUACAGGAUGUUUUCAAGGAAUUCAAACCGGAUCGAAAUGAGCUGUAACCUGGGUAAAUAAACAGGAACACUUAACGGUCCAAUACUGGCAAGCUGCAUGACGCAUGGUGCGAAGUUCAAAAAGCUUUUGGAGUUUCUGCAUAGAAUAUGCGUAUGCGGAGUGCGAGAUAAUUGGUUCUCAUGGGUCGCGUCAAUUUGCGCCCCGACGCAACUCAAGGCUUCACUGCUUUUCCUUUUCCCAACUUUUUUUUUUUUUUUUUUUUAGGCGACUUUCUUCUGUAUGGCGACCAAUAAUUUUCCUCCGGUGGCGUGUGAAUUAAUCCUUUAUUCUACGCCUAAGUACGAAGAACCGGUGCCCAUUUUCCAUCAGAAAAGACGGCUGAACUGAGACUGAGAGGUCAUCCAAAAACCGUUGCUACUUUUACUUUUGCCUCACUACUAUUCUCCCACAUUGUUUUGAAAAUAAGGGGUUAAUAAGCUUAUAAAUGUUAAAACUUAAUUCCUGGGUGACUUAAAUUAAAGUUGAGGAGAAUCUCAGUGUAAAUACAAAUAUAUGCGGUAGUUGUAAUGGUCAGGCGGGGACACUAAUUUACAUCCGUUAGACAAUUAUAUACUAGUCCUUUAAUUAUUUCAUGUCGCUUGCAUCAUCAAAAAGGAACGAAAGGCAUUUCAAGGACUUUAAGCAAAGCAUAUAUGAUGAAUAAAAUAACUAUAUCUCAAAUAUUGUGCCAGUAAAGUGGUCGAGUGCGAAUGAACAUGUUUGAAAUUAGAGGUUAGGGACGCACGCACUCGUGUGACGGUGUUACCCAGAAGGAAGAGCAUGACACGGCAUAAAUGUACGAAGUGAUAUUCCGUAUAUUCAAACAGCAAAAUAUUGAAGGUAGGUUGGUGUCAAUGUAAGUGUUCUUAAUUCUUCUAUCAAAACACUGUUUGUCUAGUGAAUCUGGCGUAGAAUUUUGCACGUCAUGGAAUCAUAUCUUUCCAUUGCGCUAUUAGUAGGAAAUUUUCCUAUGAUUUGUAUAAUAUAACAACGCAGUCAAAGGAACUGAGCGUCGAAACACGUGGUCGGCUUUUUAUUCAAUACGACGCCUUACUGUGAUCCUGCUCUAGGGAGACGCUUUUAAGUUAUUUGAUUCUUCAAAUAUCAAAGAUAAUAACGAAACUGUGUACUGUAUAAAAAGUGCAAAGUCAAAUGACAACCACUAUCGAAGCUACGAUAUUAGUAAUGGAUCUGACAUUUUGGCGAAAAUCCCUAUUUUUUUACGUCUAAUAGCUGUCUCAGUAUAUACGGUGGCCGUCGAUUCUAAGAGUAUCGUGGAAGAAAACAACGACGCAUGCAUGCUAUUCACGCUGAAGUACCUUGUUUGCUAUUUUAAAAUUUGUUUGUUAAUAUUCGCGCACACGGAACUUUCUUGACCGCGCUUGAUUAAGCUGGUAUGAAACAUAUGAAAUUAUCCACGCGUGUUUUGACAUAAGCUGGUAUGGACAGCCGAAUUUUAAUAGCACGAGAUAAAAUCGCUACAGUAGUCUAAAAGGCUCUAAAACUGCCUGAGAGUUUGAGAGUUAGGCCUCUUACAAUUAUUGUGCUGCUCGAAUUACUAGGACACAAGACCGUCGUCAACUGUUCAAUGCAAAUCUAAACUGGGGCGGAGGGGAGGGGGGAAGGUAUGGGUAUAAGCAAGUGCUACGUCAGAUGAUAAAGUUUUUUACCCCAGUGUAUUUUUUUGUUCUUAUUUCUUCUUUUCAGAUGUUUAAAUUUUGAUCUUACUAUUUAUCGUUCGAUGGAGUUAUUCCUUUUAAAUUUACCUUGGCAUUUUUAAUUUUAUAUUUUCUUCUUUGGCAACGUAUAUCCAUAUUAGCCUAAAAGUAUACAAAACUGAACUACCCUCUAGAUCAUAAUAAAACUGUUCCACGUACUUAUUUAAGAAUUCGACUGCAACAAAAUAAAAACGACCAGUCCAUACAACUCUGCAUGCAUCUUCGAUUUUCCGUUGAAUGAGAUGUUACUUUUUCGUUUCCGGGUUCACCCUUUCAUUCUAUUUAACCUUGAAUAUAGUGGGAGUCCCUCUGCAGGUAGUAGCUCACUCGUAAUUACUGUCAUAUUCUUACUGACUGGGCUCAUUUUACUCAGCAGCGUUACGUCUAACUUCUAACCAGUGGUCAGCGCCUUAUAGCAGCACCACAUAAUCUCUGACAACUGAUGAAUUUGGUGAACGAGCAAGAGAUAAUCAUGGUGAGCACUCGACUUGAGAUAAUGUUUUCGUAGUUCAAAUGCGAUUAAUACCACUAAUAGCGUCACGUAAAAAGACAUAGCUGGAGACAUGGAAACCGUCGUAACCCACAGUCUAUGUCUCGUGGAAGUAUGAUUAAUAGCAGUUCAUUGAAAUGACCAGUCAAUCUCUUUUAAGAGUUCUUGUUGACCUAAAUCUGAUUCACAACAAUUCUUAAUUCAUCUUCGCAAUUAAUAAGCGGUGCUGUCUAACAUCUAGUAUGUUCCCUUUCUCACUUCUUAAUAGAUUACGUAAUACAACGUAAAUGAUUCUCUUCAGAAUAUUAAUGUUCGCUUUACUACUCAUGAAAGAUGCUUAAUUCAAUCAGUAGAGCGACAAAAAGCUUUAAGCUAUGCUUACACUAUACCAAAUAUAUCUGCUGCGCCGGCACCUGGAAAACUUUCCUGAAUGGGGUUUCUAUUCACACAUAAGAACGGUGAUUCGGGGCGAUUUCUGCCGGUGUCGAAGCGAAGCUGCGCCCUGCCGAUCUCCAAAGUGGAGAGUUAUACAUCGAGUAAGUGUUCCGUGAUACUAUACAGAAUUUCUUUUCUUAUUGGCACACUGCACAAAACGUUAUCCGAUAUACUAUGAACGUGUUAGUUACCCUCCAAUGAUUCUUUUCUCAAGUCGACCCUUUUUUUCUUUUCAAAUUCAAGAGAAUAAGGUCUACAAGCGUCGUUAUAACAUACUAUUUUUGGCCCUUUUCCUUUCUCAAUGUUUCAAGGAAACCUUUAAUCGGAUAAGACCUUGUCUUAGUAAUGUCACAUGCAACCCGUAUUGACAGGUGGCCUGUAGUUGUGCACGUUCUUGAAACUACUGAGCAGUUAUUUUUAGCCAUUAUUAGUCAAAAUAGGGAUUAUACUUUCGUUCAUACCCACACGAUUGCGAAAAGACCGUUAAAAAAGCGUGAACUUACCCUAAAACUUACCCUUAUUAUUUCUGAAUUUUGUCCGAUUUCUCAGGGCAUUUUUUAUUGUCCUUUCUAAAACGAAUCCUGUAAUUUAAUUCUCUUCAAUUUCUGUCGUUUUUCAAACCACUUGCAAACCACUUAGGUAAAUCUUUUCCCUUUUCAUCAAUGUGCUGUCAGAUGAAAUCGAUUGAGAAACACCUGUUUCAAAGAAUUGAAUUUGUUCAAUCUUGCUGUGGCGUUAGUCGUAUUAGCCUUACAAAUCGCUUAUAGCUAUCUAGACAAUUUUCCCUUUUUCAUGAGUAAAAGUUGUUGUUAAAAAAAAUGAUACAUCAUCGCUCUGUAUUCGAGGAAAUACGGUAUGUAACAACAACAAAAGGGUUGGCCGAUUCACAAUUUUUUAAACUUUCAUUGAUUCCCGACAAGAAUAAAAUGAAGAAUGAAGUGAAAUAAGUGUUUCACACUCGCAGGCACAAAACUAGACCUCAUUGACAUGAAGUGCAUGCCUUUAAAGCCAUCUACACUCUGAUCAUACAUUGUGCUACCAGAAUUCCGCACAGGGCUUGAUCGCGAACUUUAAAUAUUAGAACUUGUGUAAUUCAUGACUCUCAGCUAUCAGAAUCAGGUUGGGGAUUACUUGUUUAAUAACUUAACAGUUGGUUCUAAAAUCGGUUAAGUAAAGAUGCUUUCAUUGUUGUUACGUUAUCCUUAAUUUAUUGUCUUCCCAGUUGUUUUCAGGUCAAAGUAGUGAGGGAACACGCUGUGUUAAUAUGCAGUUAUUCAUCUUCAUUUGCCUAGCGCAUUUCUACCUCGGCGAUACGUGCUCUCAAGUGCCAGUGGAAAAACUGGAUGAAGGUAUGCUAUAUAGAAACCGGCAACUCGACCAGUUAAAGCAGAUUUUACACUCUAACAGACAGUCCGGGCCACAACCAGAUCUGGAUAUAUGAUGACGUCACCCACAUUUGCAAAAUGGCGCCCACGCCGACAAAACACGAGGGAAGGUCACUUCCUGGCUCUUUGCUGCGCCUAGAAGUGUCCUUUCCCCGUACUACUUUGAGAGCUGUGACUUUAGACAAUGAGAAAUCAGGGGUGUGAAGAAAAAAUGCCGUCCGAUGAACGUUUGUGCGUUCUUGGGAGGUAAAACGACCGAACACGAGAGUUUUCCAGGUCAAAGAAAUGCCCGACAAAGAGCAAAACAUCGAAAAAAAGAAGGUGAGUGUCAUUUUUGGGCCCGUUGGAAAAACUUUUUUUGAAAUCUACUCAAAAUUUGCUUGUUCAUAAUUGUCUGUUUGGUGUAGUGCAAAACAGUUUCACAAAGUGCUGUGCUUUUAAAGAUGCAAAAGUCAGUUGCGCAGUUAAAUGACUGCCUUGUCACGAGUUCAGAAAAGUGAAAACAACAAGAAUAGCCCUAAGCGAGCCCACAUUGUAGGAGGCAAUACGAUAGCUUUGAAUACAAAAAUCUUGACUGAAAUGAUGAUGGUUGAUUAAUCACUGUCAUGAGACAGUAUGCAACAGUGCAAACCAGUUUCAUCCCACUUAUAUAAUUUUCGAUUACCGAAUUAAAAUCUCAAUGCUGACAACGAGCAUUGGUCAUCCCUGGAUAACCCUUUCAUUUCAAUGAGAUAAAUGUACACAGAUUGAGGUACAUAAAAAAAUGCCUGUAUUUUCGAUUGCUCAUAUAAUUUUUUUAAUUUAUUAUUUAUUUGUUACUUUACUUUGCCUUAGGUUAUAACAUGCAAGGUGGAAAAUGUGAAGAAUGGCUGAAAAUACACUUUAAACAGGACACCAAAUGAUCGAUCUUACAAAACUGUUCCAUAUUUCAUAAUUACAGUCAAACCCCAUUGAUAUGGAGACUGAAGGGGCCAUCGGAAGUGUCUAUAUAACGGAGGUGUCCAUAUCAAGCAGGUCCUGUUAUAAAAGUCAAAUACACUUUUUUUUAUCGAAAUACUACAGCAUCACACCUAACAUCUUUAAACAUCACUAAGCUCUUAUUCUGCAGACUGUGUCCAUGAAAACACACGGAAGUCUCGAGAAAAUCGAUCAAAAAUUAUGUAAAAUUUACUAACUCGAUUGAUGUCAAAAUAGUCUAUUAUUGUUGUGCACAAUUCAUUCAUUUUGGUGUACUGUGAUGCUGGGAACAUGGACAUGACGUCAAUUAAGUGAAAGGUUUUUUUACCCUACAAAAAAAAAGAGGUUGACUACAACACACAAUGGACUAUGAAGUGUGCGGAUUAGCGAGGUUGACUUUAUAUGAGAAUCUGUUCAUUAAGGAAGAAAAAAACGUCCAUUAUCCACUAUAACAGGUCAGUCUGUAUUAAGUGGGUUGGAUAAAGAGAAAAAUUAAGGGUUUUCCCCAGUGACCCAGGAAACUUCCCACAACAACAGGGAGUCCACAUUAACCUGUUGUUCGUAAAGAGGGGUUUGACUGUAUGAUACAGGACAAACAUAAUCUAAUAAUAAUAGAGGCUUAGUGCCCACUAAGUUUUUCAGUGUGUAUGUAUUCCACCUACAGUGACAGGAUAUUACUAUAAUGGCAUAGUUUUUACACUAAAUCAAAAAAACUCAGAAACUUAGGCAUUGUUUCGGAUACAAGGCAGCCUUUAUUAAUCAUAACAAAAUACAAUACAUGGUAAAUAACUAAAACGUAAUAUUUAGGAGAAAAAUAAAGUGCUCCAACAAAUGAGAAAGACCAAACUAAAAAAUAAUUAAAAGAACCUCAAUCAAAUAAUAAAAGUGAUCACACUAUCCAUGAAUAGAACAAAAUAAAACCCUACAGAGAGGGAGGGAAAUGAUUGUUAGUGCAAUACAAGUGAAUGUUGCUACUGCAAUGCUAAGUGAGAAUGUGACUAAACUAGAAUUGUAUCCGUCUGUAACCCAUAUUACAGUCGUAGUAUUCCUAUCUACCGUAAAACUACUAUAUCCUAGGUAGUAGACACAUGGUAUUAUGAAAUCUCUUAUGCCAGAAACUACUGUGAUGCUGUACUAGCCCUGCAUCCCAAUGUGACACCUUCCUUUGAGAUUUAGAACUGCAUCAGUCGGUCAUCUCAACUGAUGCACCCCCUUAAUAACAAUAAUUUAAAGGAACAAUUUUUUUAAAAAAAAUAUAGAGAUAUAAAUAUAUAUAAUAUUUUCUUGUCUUGUGAAAAACCAUUCUAUUAAAUAUUUUUGACACAAACAAUAUGUUAAGGCUGCACACCUAUUUCAUUUGUCAAAGCUGUUUUUCCAAAUACAAUUGUCAAAUUAUGUUUACGUCCUCUCAGUGAUUAUAUAACAGCUAUUAGAACACGAAUAAGUCCACUUGCAUUAUUUUCAUCCGCAAUGGGGUUUUGCAAUUUGCAAUAAGCAAAGACAGAAGUUCGUUAAUGACUGCUUACGACUGUUCGCGAGUGCAAUUUCUACAAAUUUAAUUUACUUCUUUGACCUUCGCAUAUUUCCAACAUGUGUGACGAUUCAAUAUACUGGAAAUUUAUAUACAGCCAAAAUAAUUAGCAUUAAGAUUAUCAUUAUCAAUCCUUCGAUCGAAAUUAGAUUUUAGCGCGUAUGGUAUUGUGCCCGAAGUAGAAUAGAACAGACUUCUCCAGGUCGAAGUUGUGCUCGCAGAAAUUACUCCAAACAGGACUUCAGUCUUAAAACCUUUCCACUUAAAAUGUAUCGCGGUAUUCAAAUUCCCUAUUCUUCCAAUUCGAUCGGAGUCGUCGAGUUGUUUCUGGUCUCUUGAAAUAUUAUCAGAAAUCCACGGGUGUUUACAGAAAGCGUUCUCGAUCAUUAACAUCUCAAUAUUCGUAAAUCGAACGCUAUGAAGCAUAAAAUAAUCUCGAUUAAUCGGCUCCGUAUUGCUGUUACUUUUCUUCAAGGAGCCCAAAGCACUCGACAGCUAUUUGCUUCGAAGUUUCCCUGUUCGACAUUCCUGUCGAGCUUAGUCUUUUCGCGGUCAAGUCAUCAAUGUUUUGGUUGAGCUCUGAGCCAAUCAGAUUGCAGGAAAUUACAUAUCCAGAUCUGGUUGUAGCCCGGACUGACAGAGAUACAGUAAAUAUACUGUCCCAUAGCGCUCAUGAACAAAAAGAGUGAAGACGUUCCUUUAGAGUGUGACAUUGGUAAACGUGAACCUGUUAAAUAGAAGAGUACACAGAGCAGUUAUUUUUCUACUGUUAUCCUUUUAAUAGGACCGUUUACAAAAGUCGUAGUUUGACUGUAGCACGACUUGACUUCAGAUGGCGUAUUUAUGUCGGUCAAAAGAGGUCUAAAUGUCUUUAGUUUAUAACUCUAUUCAGAUCCAGGCUCUCAGUCGGAAGAAAAAAAAAAAGAAACGCAAACUCCGACGCUAGUGAAAAUCGACCUUCUAAAACUAAUUACUAAGGACGAGGAUCAUGCCUUCAAAGAGAACAAUAUUUGAAAUUCACUGCAAUUCAUUCAUUUCCAUUACUUAAUAUCACCAUUAAUAAUACGUGGGGCAUAUAACGAUGCAAACUACCUGAUAAUCUCGUAUAUGUUCUUAUGGAGCGUUGCUGGAUUGAUGAAUUUGGGAAGAGCCUUUUCCUUGAGAAAUUCGGGGGAUUUAAGUUUGAAUGGUGUAGCAGACGAUAUUCCUCUAAUCAAAUAGCAGCCGCAUUCGUCGAGUUGUAUUGUUCUAUUCCUGCUCUGUUUAUAGGCAGCUGAGCUACACUUUUUUACAUAUAUUGUACACUAGGACGAUUAGUUAACUUCUUGAUGGAGGGAAGUAGUUACUUUUUCCGUCUUCACCUUUUACAUCACUGUUAAUUCCAUGCCGGUAAAUGGAACCAAAUCGACUUUUCUCUUUUGUUUCUUCUAAGUAACCUGAGUUAUGAUGCUUGUUCUCUUGACAACUUUUUCAGCUCCUGUAGCUUCUUUUCUGAUUAUCAACAUCCUUGAAUUUCCGGAUGAGUACGUGGUGCCAGUGGGCUACAACAUAACAAUAGUUUGCACCGCCGACCGUGCAAGGCAAUAUCUCGGAGAUCCAGAUACCUCCCUGCCGUAUUCGAUCGAAUUCUAUUUGAAUGGCACGAAAAAGAAUCAAUGAGAAGAAACGGUUUGCUCCUAUGUCAACGCAAUGCAUCAAAAAGCGAUUCUGAGAAUACAUCUGCUGGGUUCGAAACUCCUGGUUCUGCAGUUGGGUCUAUUCAGCUAGAUUUCAAAGGUUUUAGCAGCUCCAUUUUAAUGUCAUCCGAUAAUGUCAUCAAAAAAACCCUUUGUUAUCAUUGUUAUCAUUAAUUCUUAUUAAAUUACAUCUGCUGGGUUCGAAACUCCUGGUUCUGCACAGUUGGGUUUUUAUUCAUUACCCGCUAGAUUUCAAAGAGACUAUUUUCUGAGCAGCUUCAUUUUCUUUAAUCCUGUUCGUUCAUAUCGAUUUCUCUGAUAAUGUCCGAGAACAAAACUUUUUUCGGUCCAUGGGACAUUGCGUUUUGUUGCCUUUAUAAAUCGACAAUUAUUUUGGUCGAAAUGUUUAGUUUUUUAAACCCCUUCAGACAAACACGGUGGCUUAUCAAUUCGUUUGCGAUCAUUAUCAUCAUCAAAAUGUAUUAUUUUAUAAUUAAAUCAAUUAUAAUUGAAGAAACACUAUUGGCCGUUUUGGCGAGUAAGCGUGUACCGAGGUGCAAGGAAGAAGCAGUUUUAUAUAAACGUAUGGACCGUUUUGGCAGUCUCGACUGUUCUAUCUGUAAAACACACAAGUCACUGUAAACUUAAAUUUUAUAUCGAAAACAGGAAUUAUAAAUAUUUAAAAGCUUUGACUUUUUAGCAUAUAUGGGUUAAAAGUGGCAGUAAAUUACGAUUUCGAUAUCGAUCAAAACAAACAAAUCUGACUGUUCAUCGCACGUAAGUCCAAGUCUCGGCAGGUUUCGGUAUAAAAACGAAACACGUAUCGAUGGAAAGAAAUUUCUUUGUUUUUGAUGCUAAAAUGAUCGAUACAUGAAAGCUUUGUUUGAUGCUAAAACAUCUUUUAACAACAUCUCACUGUUAAAUUAAGUCAAAGAUUACAUGUAAGCGUAUAGCUUUUUAAAAAAUGGGCGAUUGCUUACUAUCGAAUUUCGAUCUUGCAAAACUCCAUUUUGAUCGAUCCAACAUUAUUAGCAAUUUCAAAGCUAUCUAUGCUAGAAAUUUUUCUCUUUGCUGUGUUCAGCUACUGUACAUUCAAACUUGCAAUUAAAAGGAUCGACAAAUCGAUUCGAUUAUAAUAUUCUGUAUUUUAAGGUGGUUUUGGGAUUAUCCUCAACGAGGCACACAAGGGUAUAGGUUUGGGUUUUCUGUGGUUACUUCUUUGCUUGUUGUUGAAUCUCAUAACAAGGCAAUGAAAUAUUGAUAAAUCCUUUAUUUAUUUACUUUUUUUUCAGAGAAGAUGAACUUUAUCUUAAAUCAAACGAUAAGUGCAGCAACACUUUUCGAAGUUUUCUGAUGAUGAAUUAACUUAAAGAAGAUGCCGAUAGUUUCUCUUUGAAGUACCUGUAUCAGAGUGACAAUAAUAUGAAUAAAGAUCUUACUCAUGGGAAGAUCUGGGUUUUUUACUCCUUUGUAGUAACUUAGCAUGUACAAUAAGCACUUCAGCAACCAGGAAAAAUUUAAGAUCCUGGCAUAAUUAUUCCAACCAUUAUGUUCUCUUGCUUUUCAUAUAGGAUGUUAUUUCAAAGAUUUUUCACUCAAAAUAUUAGUUUACUACCUAAGAUUGUGACUGAAGCUCAUGCUAAUUUGAAGAAAAAGAAAACUAGCUGCAACACUACCUUGAAGCAUUAUGCUGUCAUGGUCAAGUACACCCCUUUGGAACGUUCGAUAGUAUUUUUUUCCAUUUAUUCAUCAUCAGUUCAUCAUCAAAGUUCAUAUGGGUUGUGGUGCAUUACUGCAUAGUGCAUUUUCUCCGGGCGCUCUAUCAUUUUAUGAACUAAAAGAAGGCCGGGCUCACGCACUCGUGCGUCUUGUUCAAAGUAAUUCCUAGUUUAAAAACAUGGCUAAAUCAUGCUUACCUCCAUCGAUGUUAAGUUUACCUUCGAUAGUGCACGUUUAGGGUUUUUCAGCUCCGCAAAUGUUCUACAAAUAGCAAAUGUCGCCCUUCGAGUUGUGUUCUUGCUGUUCUUGCCAUGUCUUUAGCGAUAAUUUCGCCUAGUUCUUUCUCUUAAAACGAGUGAAAUGUCCGCCAUUUUUUGUUUUCACAAACUCAACCUCGUCCCCAGGUCAUCUCGGUUAACGGUGCCUUGACCUGCAAGAACGCUGCAUUUUUGACGUCAUUUCCUUGUUAAACACAAAAUCCUUCCAAUUUUGGUCAUCCGUAACUGGUUAUGGUGAAUUAUGCGUGUGCUUUUAGCCAAUCAGAAUCGGGGAAAUAUUUUGAAUUUUUUAUUUCCUCUUUCGCAAGGCUUUUUCUGGGCAAAUUACGAGAAGAAAGAUGACAGUUGAUUAGAAAACCAGGACGUAAUACCAGUUGCAUUUAUUCAAUUUGAAAGGGCUGGUAGUAAUUGAAGUCCUCACAGCCUAUCCUUCCUUUGCUAUUAACUUGGUUAAGAGUAUGACUGUUUCCUCAAUUAGUGAAAUGGGAAGAAAAAAGAGACGCUAAAAAAGGCUAGCUCCUAAGUAAACCAUGACGUAAAAAAGGGCGCAAUCAUUCAACAAUUUGAACGCCUUAGGGCUGGUAACAAUUAAAGUUCUUAGUAACUAUAUAUGACUGAUCGAUGAUACCAUGGCCAGUUACAGAUUAUAAAGCGGGGCGCGCUAAUCAAGAACGUCCGCGCGUUAGUUUUUAAAAAUGUGGGUUUGCUUUUGUUAUGCAUGCACUAUUAAUAUUAUGGACUGUACGAACAAAGUAUGGUGAAUCUAUGCUUACCGUUUUCCCGCAAUUACGCUUGCUUGUUACCCAUUUUCCUUUCUGGGAUACUUUUCCGUAAUUAUUUUUGGCAAAAUACGUUAGUACAAAAUAACUGCUUUGGCCGCACAAAACACAAACAAAAUAAAAGGGUAAGCUGGCCUAGUAAUUUGGUAAACCUUUUGUAAACUACGAUAAUCUAACUAUUAAAAUUUCCUCUAUGAUUCAGACCCAGUAUCACCAACUUUUUCUCUCGAUCUGCCUCGACAAGUUACUGUUCCCUCCACAAGCAAAUUCAACCUGACUUGCCAAGCAUCCGGAAUUCCGCUGCCAACCAUCACUUGGUUUAAGAAUGGAAGUCUUCCCCUCCUGCAUUCUUCAAUUAGUACUAUCAAGGGUCAUUCCCUGUUACGUUUUGAGUCGAUCAAAAGAGAAGACAGAGGGGAGUACUGGUGUGAGGCGAGCAAUUUUGCUGGUUGGAAAAGGUCAUCGACUGCAACUCUUGCGGGUAAAUAUUAUCAUUUUUGUAUCAAGGAUAUGUCCAGUGCUUCAGAGGAAAGAUAAGGUAGGGGCCCUCCAUAAAACUAACAAGUACUGGGUACUAUAAUUAUAGCUGGAAAUUACUUCGGGGUUACAACAUGACAUCUAACAAUAAAACUGUUUCCCGCCAAAAUUUCCGAGCGGGCAACAUUGCAAAAUCUAUGACGUCAGAGGGUAACACGGAAUGUUGACCGACAACCGCGGUUACAACGAAGUUAAAUGAAUUUCCUGCUUCAAAAUUUUCAGCCACAUAAUAAAUCAAAAAAGUUCUCAAUGUUUAACUCGGCCUCGCCUCGGGAAAUAUUGAGAUUCUCGGGAAUCAAAAUUAGCUGUUUCCCUCGAGACCAGUUAUUAAGUGCUUAUUGUUUGCAAUUGCAUUGCUACAUGGGGAGAUUUUAUAUCAUUAACAUUCGUUCUCUUGCUUUAUUCUUUAGUGUUGUGGAAGCCCUUCUUCACAAUGCAUCCCCAAGACAGUACUGUGAAAUUACAAUCUGGAACUGCAGUUGUAGCCCUAAAAUGUGCUGCAGAAGGCUUCCCUCCUCCAGUUAUAAUCUGGUUAAGAAACAACUCGACAGUCGUCAACGACUCCGUGACCAGCAAUGGAAGUGUUUCUACUCUCAACCUUGUUUUACAUACUAUAAAGGAAGAGAAUCCUAAUUAUUUGUGUGUGGCAACAAAUACCAUGGGAAGAACUUAUUCCAGCGAAGCAGCUUUGACGUUCGCAGAGAUACCCACUCCAAAGUCUCUAUCAACCCUAAAAGGUAGCAGGAUAAAAUAUGUUCCAAGCUUUCAAGAGGCUUUAAAGUCUGUUAUAUUUAACACAGUUUUGAUGAUAAACCGACUGCUUUCGUAUCAGCCGUUCACCCGGACGAUCAUACGCAACCUACUUAUGAAAUGACUCCUGGGUUAAACCUUUCACGGUAGUAAACAGAUCAAUUAAGAAUUUAAUCCAUUGGUUGUUUCCACUACUAGCCUGGUAUAUCGUUCUAGCAUGCAUCAAAUGAGAAGUGACCUUUACCUGAACUACACCAGUAUUCUGGAUUCGGUCAGAUUGAAAAAUCUUCCAUGAAAAUAUUUUUUGACACAUUUUCAUGUAGUUCAAAAAGAAGACUAAAAGGAUGGAAAUUUUAACUCAGUACCCCACAUGCGAACUCACCUGUGCAGAAAUAAAGAGAUAAGUCUAAAUCUGGUCCAACUCAAACGAAUAGAAAAAUUAAUAAAUAAAAAAAAUGUGGAAUAAAGAACACCCCACUAGCCUUCUCCCCACCCUCUCCCCCGCCCCACCCUCCCCCGAAAUGCAUGGAGAUCGAUUAAUCUAUUAAUAAAGGUUGGUUUGGGCAUUGGGAAGAUAUUGCUUGGUGGGCACUCAAGCAAAGCAUUCCUUUAGGUUCCGUAUGCCCAAAUGCCUAAUGCCAAGGCAACCUUUAUUAUAUUGAAUCAGCUAUAUGUGCUUUUAGCUUCCGCGGACGAUGCUAUGUCUCAACUACUCUGGCCAUCUAUCAUUGUCGGAAUUGUAGCUGUACUUGUUGUUGUCAUGAUCAUCAUCGUAUUGAAACAAAAAUGGUGGAUGAGGGCCAACAGCCAACGUAAUUUGGAGGUAUGUGAAAGAAACGAUUUUUCAUUUGUUUAUAUCUACUGUUAAUAAUAACAAAUACGUACAAUGCACAAGACUGAAUGCUUGUGUCACUGACGCAGGACUGGGACUCAGGGGCACGCAACGGAAAAUUUAGAGAAAAAGAACUAAAAACAACAACAAAGCAUGAAUAAGGCUUUCUGAAGCCAUUUUAAGCAUUUUGGGAGAUUGCUGGAAAACAUUUAACUGUUCCUCACUCCCCUGAAGACUGAUUGAAGAGUUCCCAGCCAGCAAGGUGCGCCUACGAGCUGCAACCUUACUGGGAUGUUUCUCAGCAGACGUAUGUGCAGGCAUUUCUGGAGAGUAGGAAAAUGGGUGUGACCCGAGGGCAAAAUUCACCCCUUCAGUGGGGAGGGAAAUUAGUUUAUGACAAAUAACCCUUAGCAGUUAUUCUAGACAUCAAAUCACUUCACACACCCUGGAUUGUCUUUUUCCCAGCUACACUUUCCUUCCAAGGACAUAUUACUUUUUCCACAUCUCCCAGCGAGCAAACAAUUGCCUGAAGAAGAGAAAUUUUGAGGAAACGAUCCAUUGGGCGCCCCUGAGGACUCUUAUGAUAGGGUCAUAAAGAGUUUUCAUGGACAGGAUUUCCCCAAAAAACGGCCUUAAACGCUGUCAAAAGUAUGAAACUAAUAGCAGAUAUAUAACAGAAAAUCCGGUCAAAUAUGAAGACAAUAAACGCAUUUAUACGAGAAAAAAUAAGCCGCGAACUUUCCGUAUAAACAGCACAUUUCGUUUCAAAUAAGACGCGGCUUAGCUAAGACGCGCCUUAUAUCAGAACAGUCCUAACACCUGUUGUUAGAUAAGACGUGUCUUAGCUAAGACGAGAAAAACUUCGUAUAAAUGACCCUCGCGUCUUACAAAAGACGCGAACGUACAGUACACAUGCGUUAUUUUUUGGCGCGCCAUGGUGGAUUGCCGUUGCUACUGGCAACAUUCACAUGAAAACGAGGCAAGAACAGAAAUAAGACGUGAACUAUUUAUACGAGCUGCUUUCGUCUUAGAUAAGACAUGCUCUUAUAAAUGCCACAGUUCGCGUCUUAUGUAAGACGCGUCCUAUUUUUCCUCGUAUAAAUGGCCCUUAAUACCUUGCUCUCAUUAUUGGACAUGAAAUAUAAUUCAUGAAAUAUCAAAUUUUUGCUUGCGGAAUCCGGAAUUGAAUCCGGGAAAUCUCUCCUGUGGAAGUCUGAUCCUAGCCUUUGGAAUCCAGAAUACAGCUCAAGUAAUCCCGAAUCCACAUUCCACUGACAAAAAAUGAAGGAAUCCAGUACCUGGAAUUGGAAUUGGACUGAUUAUUAAUCGAGUCAAACUAUUUUAAGGAGGCAUAGAAUGUUUUCAUUUGAUUUAGAAAAAUAUGAUAAAUGGAUAACAAUACAGAAAAAUAUAUUACUAGAUUGUCUUAGCCAAUAAGUCUUUUUUCUGUCUCACAUAAGUUACCGAAAGAAAAAAAUGAUUUAACAGGGCAAUUUGAGCAUGGCCUCUUUCCAUGUUUACCUCUAAUAGAUAGAUUCAGCGACGGACCAUAAGAAAAGCUACGCCCCUGCCAGAGCGGGACUCGAACCAGGGACCGUCGGGUUGCGAGUCCGACGCGCUGAACACUCAGCCACGCUGCCUCCUACAAAAAAUUACAACAAAUAAGCUUAAACCUAUGCAAAUCCAGAAAUUUAUACUUGAUUGAUUUUAAAACAAAACGAGAAAAUUAUAAAUCAAAUUCGGUGGCAGUAAUAGUACAUACAUAACAUACUUUAUUGUUACCUCCCCAAAGGGGCUUUUGAGGAACAAUGAUUAUAUUACAUUAUUUAUAAUUAACUGAAUGGUUCCAACACUUAAUCUAAUACUAAUUACAAUGUAAGCUACUUACUAAUUUCAAUGUUUUAAACUUAAUUAAGAAUUAUUUACAAAAUUGUCUAAAAGCUGGCUCCUUAAGGAUCGUUUAAAAAUUUCAACAGAUGGACUUAACUUGAGAAAAGAUUCCAAAUUGUUCCAAAAUUUAACAAUCCUGUAAUAAAAGGUUCUCUGUCCGGAGGCAGUUCUGAAAAGAGAGAUGUUUAGCUUUUGGCUACUCCGAGUUGUUCGUUCGCUAACUUGCUCACGGGUAAUAAAUUGGGAUGUGAGAUAUUCAGGGGCUUGACCGGUCAUGCAUUUGAAGGCCAUCAUAGGUUGGCGAUAGUACAGACAGGCUUUUUAAGAGGGGUGUUACAUGAUCAUAUUUUUUCGCACCGCUGACGAUUCGGCAAGCAAAGUUUUGAACUGCCAGCAAUUUUCUAACGUUCUUAUUUGUGGUAUUUGCCCAAACAUUCGAACAGUGGUACAUUUUGCUGAAGACUAAGGCAUGUAUUACGGUUUACAACGAAUUUUUGUCCAAGCAAUGUUUGACCAGGUUAAUUUGCGCUAGACGUGCGAUACAUUCCGACGCUGAGGUCAUUAUAUGGUUAUCAAAUGUUAAAGGGACUCGUUCACGAUAAUGCACAUGUGUGAGUUCGGACAUUAGCUGAUUGUUUUUAAGCCAAUCGGAAGCGAGUUAGAUGCACGCAAGUAAAUUUACAAAAUUCAAAUUCAUUGUUCGCGACGCAAGAGUAUUUCCGGGCAUUUGGUUUGAUUUUAUAUAUCCCCAUAAUUCAAGUUUAUUCUUUGCUACUCCUCAGAUAUAUGUUGCAGCCGAUAAGAAUAAGAUUUACAGCCCUGUCCUGCUUUGAAACAAACAUUUACCAACGUGUAUUUUUACGAGUUCGUACCCACGCUAACAAAAAGCAGUCACCGAUCGGCAAACAAAAUUUGUAAACAAACAUUUCAUUACGGUUCUCUGAGUUCGCCUUAUAUAAACCCAGAAAUACCUACAAAUAGCUCCUGACCGGUGACAAAAGCACACAACGUAUGGGCAUAAAGAUUAUCCUUCGUUUUGAGCAUAAAUUUCAAUCGCUUAUCAGCAAAUGAACAAAUUCAUUCGCGUUGCAUCGGGUCAGUGUUCCGGAAAACAAAUGUUAUCGAGUUGAACACAUAAAGAAACGAGAUUAUAAACAGAAUAUUCAGGCAAUAAUUAGUUUUAAAAACAUCAAUUCUUAAACAUAUACGAUCGUAAAACAAAGAUACAAGGAACAUUUCAAGCGUACCAGAUCGGUGAAGAUCGCGCGGCCUGUUGCGGUAUAACUACAGGUCGGAGUCAACAAUCAAAUCAAAGUUGAACGAACUCAUGCCUUUAAAAACGUUCCAAGUGUCGUGUAUUCUUUUCGUAAGCCACACACUACUCCUAGAACCACACCAGAUUGAUCGGCUAAGCUUCUCUGUCUCCAAAGACUCUUGAGAACGUCCUGUUGCCGGACGGCCACGAUGCUCUUCUGAACCUCCAUGAUCAAAACAUUAUUUUUUGGGUCUUCUUAAAACUUAACCAGUCAAACAACACAACCACACGUUAAUCACCACUACCAAAGUAUAACUAGGCCAGCCAAAGCGAUGGAUGUCGGAAUAGAACGAAGGAUUUUCAAUGAUUGUACCAGUAAUGGCGAUUUCGAAUUUAGUAAGUUAGCUGUUAAACCAUUUUAGCGCGCUGGUUGAGGCGCCGACGCUUUGUAUUUUACGUAACAAUAUCUGGUGGUCAACGCUGUCGAAGGCUUUACUCAUAUCUAAAAGCACGCAGGCAGUCAAUUUCUUAGCAUCAAUUCCUUUGAGAAAUGCAUCAGUUGUAUGAAUUAAAGAUGUUUCAGUAGAGAACCAUUUUUUGUUGCCGCUUUGUUUUGUGGUAAGCCUCUCCUUGGUUGUCAAAUAGGUGACAAACUGAUUAUAUGCCACUCUUUCGCAAAGCUUUGACAAUGCAGGUAGCAGGGAAAUCGGUCUGUUAUUGUUAGGAAGUUCGUGGUUCCCUUGUUUGGGAAUAGGUGUAAUUUCGGCAGUUUUCCAGACCUCUGGGAAUUUUGAAGCUAAAAGCGGAAGUAUUGAUGAUUGACGUAAUAAAAGGGAGCCGUCACCCCUUCCCCAAAUACACUCCUUCGAGAAGCUAAAAGUUCGCCUUGAAAUUGUAUUAAGCAACAACAGAAUUGUCAGAUUCUAACCUUAGCCCAUAAUUUCAAUAAAAUUUAGCUGGUCAAGACGCAGCAAGAAUUUAUCGAGUUGAAAAUAAGAAAUGACCCAGAAUUCAUUAACCAGCUGCGAAGCAGUGAAUCCACUGGCACUAUCAGCACAGUUUCCACUCAGGAGAGCACGCUGUCUACCACGGAUGGUCAAGAAGAAGCCAUCGACAACGAAUUAUACUUACAAGACAUGGACACAGAAAAUCGAAACUGGGAAAUCCCUCGAAAUAGGCUAGUUAUAACAGAAGAAAAGCUUGGCGUAGGGGAGUUUGGUAUUGUAACCAAAGGAGUGUAUUUACGAACUGACGGAAAUAAGCUUCCUGUGGCUGUUAAAAGACUUAAAGGUUCGUUUUGUUAGUUUUUACAGGUUUUGUUUACCAUUAAUAAGUUGAGGCAUAUGUUUUAGGUAUGUGCAGUUUAUGUAAGUGUUUUAUGUCCCGAUUUGAAAACUGGAACUUCAAGAUCAAGUUUGAUGUUAUUUGAAAUUACCUUUUUUGUCUGAAAACAGGUACAUGCACUGGUUGUUCAUUUGAUACGGAAACCAUACACAAACCUCACUUUGACAAAGAGCUACCCUACGAGCCUCCCCUUGAUCGAGGGGCAGAAUAGGAGGCUCUGCCUGAGUCGUUUCAAGCCUUUCAAGUCGCCGCAGCCCGAACCUCUUGAACAGUUUAUCUUAUUUUCUCUGACUCGUGAAACUGUUUUAUCGGACGGAAGCAUCCGUUUGUGGAAAACCGAUGGUCAUAACUUAGCUCUCUGUGCCACAUGCACCGCUAAUAGGCUAAGGACCGCAGCUCUAGCUGGAACAGAACGCUAUUAGGACUACUACUCAAUUCAGGCAGGGUCUUUCUCGAGUACGCAAAAAUUGAGCAGGCGAAAGAAAAGCUCUGUUGGUAGGCGAAGGGCGUCGAGGUGCUAGGAAUCAAACUUUAAGAUUCCAAUUAUUUUUGAGGUGCAUGGUAAAUUCAUUUUCAAUCAACCUCAGUUGUUUCUGUUUCAGUAUCCCACACUUUCAGCAUCACAAUUUUUCUUUUUUUUAAUUUCUAAAACACUGCAAGUGACCUCUUUAUUCACUAUCAGGGAAAUUAGAAGACUGGUGUUGCCUUGUUUGGUCCAAACACACCAGCUGAACUUGAGUCGGCUGUGUUCAUAUAUCUUAUAACAUAUAUUGGCUGCGAUUUUUUCUAUUUUUGUGCACAAUCGGCCCUUCACGAGCUUAUCUAUACAAUAUGUUUGCUAUUAGAGGAUGAAUGAGCCUGGAUAAUGUAAUGUUAGCUGCACGUUCCUUCCUUUUUUAGAAAAUGCAGAUCAGCAAGAAAGAAUAGCACUCAUUCGUGAAUUAGCAAUCCUCAUUCACGUUGGCCGCCAUCCAAAUAUAGUGAGCUUGGUUGGAGCUUGUACAUUUGAAGGUAACGAAAGUCUGAGCAUAGUCGAAUCACCAUGAGCCACGCGUCUAAAAAUUAAAUACUCGUGCAUCAAUUUUAUAAAACUUUCUUAAUGCGUUAGCUUGCUCCUUGGAGGAAUCCCAUUUCUUGAUCAUAAGCGUUGGAACAAUUGAAAACAACGAAUCUCAACAGGAGUGUAGAUAGACAUUCCCUUAAGAUAUGCACACUUAUGAACUGUAAUCGGGGUUGUGACACGGUACAGCUACAGGUGACGAAACUCUACUAGGGCAUCAUUUUACUUUGCAAAACGAGAACUUUAGCAAAUGCUUGAACAUUUGAAAGAUAAAAAAACUUUCGUCACCUGAGAACAUACGCUAGCUCGUGAGGCACACAUCACUUGAUUAAACCUGAAACAUUUCCGCUGAAACUACCUUUAAAUUUUAUUAUUAUUGUUGUUAUUAUUAUUUUUAAUUAUUAUUAUUAUUAUUAUUAUUAUUAUUGUUAUUAUUUUUUUUUAUUAUUUAUUUUUGUUGUUGUUGUUGUUGAAUAUAGGGCAUGCGUUGCGGUUAGUUCGCAUAUUUCAGAAAACUCUAUAGCACAAAACAGGGGGCCUUCAGAUCAAUGUAAUAUUAUUCUGAAUUAUCUUAACACCCAGGUAUCCAUUCAUUAAAUAUAUACUUUCUAAAUUAACUUUUUAUAUCUCACUAUCUACAGUAUUUACUUUCCAUCUUCUGAUUUACUAAUACAUUUUUUUGUUUGGCAGAGCCGCUUUGUGUUGUUGUUGAGCUGGUUUCUGGUGGAAGCCUUGAUAAAAUACUCCGCAGUAGUCAUGUUCAACCCGAGAGAGACCUUCCAACUUACUCAAACAUCUGGUCGCGGCUGACUGAGAGGGAACUUUUAAAGAUUGCUUUAGACGUUGCUAAUGGUAUGAAGCACUUGGAAAGUAAAAAGGUAAGAUUGAAAUCGAUCUCUGGAGUGAGCAGUUAUUGAAAGUGAUAGCUGAACAAUCUUAUAACGAAAUUUGAAUAGAAAAAGCAGCCGUUAUAAUUAUACUAGCACUAAAACAUUGUGAACUUUUUUCCUAAACGAAAAAUAAAUCCUUUUUAAACCAAUCCAUUAAAAUAAAGCUGCUUUCCACUCAUAUUUGACAGUUACUUGAGACCCGAGCGCUAUACAUACCUUGCAUGAUGGCAUAAGUUUCAAAUGUCUAUGAGCAUAAAGGAAGGUUAAUUCAUUUAUUAGUCCAUUUAUUUUGCAGAAAAAUCAAUCUCGUCUGUAAUUCGUAAAAUCCAGUCAUUAUAGGCGUUCCGUGGCCCUGAUCGUGAAAUCUUAAUAAACAGCCUCAGAGGGAUCUUAACUCUUAACAGUCAAAACCCCCAAAAGUACUACUAAAACGCCGCAACUAAUAACCUGGCUCCAGUUGGUCAAAAUCUGGAUAGCGAUCCAGUGGUAUACGAGAAACCAAUUGUUCUUACUAUACUGGGUAGAGUUUGAGUGAUCUACCUUUUCAACAACUGGCGCCAGCACAAGAGGAGGUGAUCAAUUUAGACCUUCAUGUAAAUGUAUUGUUGCUGUUGUUGCUGUUGUUGUUAUAUUAUUUUUUUUCUUUGCAAACACAGUGUGUUCAUCGUGACCUCGCUUCUAGAAAUGUUUUGGUUGGAGGCGGCCUGGUGGCAAAAGUUGCUGAUUUCGGAAUGUCGCGUGACAUAUCCAGAGAUGGACACUACAUUAAGACCACGCAGGUAAAAAGUUCUUAGUAACUGUUUCUUGUAUCUUUUCGACAUUUUACAAUCAAAACAGAAAAUUGUUUUUUUUUUGUUGUUUUUUUUUUAUCUGUUUGUUUGUAAUGGGAUUGCAGGUGGACAGUCGGGUGUACCAAAACGUUAUGCUGGAGAACAAGAAACGUUUGGGGGCAAGAGAAACAAAGAGCUUACAUUAUUUAAAAUGGUUAUUGCCAUUUGCAAUUCCGAAACCUGUCUGUUUGUCCUAUCCUUGUGCGUUUCUUCCUUCUUCGGCAAGGCUUUUUACCACGUGACUCAAGUUAACACCUGCAAAGAAGCUAUUGGCCCCCAAGCUGGUACAGUUCGUUGGGAUAGUUCUGAUAGCUAUUAAUAUGCAGUCAUAAAUGACUGUGUCUCUUCAAGCCAAGUGGCUAGUAGUCUACUAGGGUCAAAGAUAAGCCCCGUUGGUGUCUUCCCCUGUCUUCCCUUAAUUAAUAUGUGUAAGGGUCGAGUCUAUGACGCCACCCAUUGUUUUAUCCUAGAGAAAAAUGCGUUCCUCCGUCUUAAUUUAAGUGCCUAGUCAGUGUCUUCCUGCAUUCUAAGUGGAUAGGUUUACUAAUGAGCGUCACUCUACUUCAAUAGGAACAAUAGGCUUGCCUAGACUUGCCCGUGAAGUAACUUGAGCUCGGUUUUCGGACCGUCUAUUAAAAGUAAAAUAGGAAUAAGAGAAGCGAUCACCUAGCAAGGCGAGAAACGGCUUCCUAUAUCUUAUUUAGCGCUAAAACCCAGAUAUACAUAAACACAAAGGGAGUUGAAAAGUCUUUAUUUCAAUUUAGUUUACGUCCUCUUAUUUAGCGCUAAAACUCGUAUAUACAUAAACAAAACAUACACAAAUUGGAGCUGAAAACUCUUUAUUUCAAGUUUGUCUGACAUUUUCUCCUUUCUAUCUCGAGGAAAUGAAAGUCUUGUCAUUUUCACGCGCUGUUAAUCAGUUAAUUAUGCGAGUUCACAAGCCCAAAGUUGAAUACAAAUUAGCUCUACAGGAAAAACCUCAAGGGAGCAACCUUGACGUAUUAUUAUAAAACAAAUAACUUAACAAGCAUCAAGUAAAACACGCGACUCAUAAUUGCUAGCAAUAAAAAGACACGAGAGAUACCGUUUUAAACAACUUUAUUAAAAACAAAAAGAGUCAUACACAGGAAUGGAAAUUAAUUAAUCUUCAUCUUCGUUCUCCUCUGUAGAAGGGGAAUAGAAAUUGGUUUCCAACGUCUUCGCGUUUUUGUGUGUAACUGCUCCGCAAUCGUGACACCGAAGAAAGCCCUCUUUCAGGUAAUGUCUUCCCUCGGGAAUCUGGUGAUCGCAUAUAGGACAAAUCUUGUAGUAAUCGUGCCAAAGGUAUUUAGGACAUUUCAUGAUCAAUGUCCCGUACACAUUAGAGUUUUCGCAGUGUUCACAGGGACUUUUGGAGUGAAAGGUGGUGGACGUUUCAGGGUUACUACUUUCUAUCUCCUGACUGUCGUUUUCAGUGUCGUUGUCGCUCUCUUGGGUGUCUUCCGCUUCAACGCCAUUUUCAGAAGCCACUUCCUCCUCCUCCUCCUGAUUUUCAAUAUCCGAUGAACUCUCCUCAUUAUUACUCUCGUUAUCGGAAGUAUUUUCUACAUUUUGGUAGCCUUUUUCUUUUUCUAUUAAAUCACUUAACAACUUUUUGUUCUUGAUUAAACCUUUAUCGAUUCCUAACUCUGCCAGUCCAUCUAGAAACGUAUUCAGCGCACGAGGCUUGGUAACCUCAUUGUUAUGAGGGAGUAACACAUACUCAACUAACUCAGCGAUGUUUGUAACGGGAAUAGUGCGUUUAUUUGGAAGUAAUUGUCUGCUGGGGGUCCAGAAAAGAAUACCUUUGGACGCAGCCAUACUAUGCAGCAAAUCAGAAGCACGCUUUUCCGGCACUGCUCGGGAAAGAUGACUCAAAACAUCUUUUAUUCUUGGUUCUUCAUCCUCGCUUUCAUCACCAGAACUUUCGCUUUCUUCAUGUGCACUCUCGUGAUCUUCUUCUUCAACCAAAUCUAUCUUUCUCUUCAUUUUUGAUGAGAACCCGUGACAGACGUAGCUUCGAAUGAUCAACCUAGCGAUGUGUCACCUCUUUUAUAGCAUUAGAAAUCCUAAGCUUGAAACGACAGGGGCUAAUACAUCUUCAAUAAAACCACUACCCUCUUGAACAAGGACUCGCUUCUUUGUUUUGAAAGGGACAUUUGGACUGGCCAGGUUAAGUAAAGCUUCCUUAUAUGGCAGCAAUACCCGCUUAUUUUCUUCGGAGAUAGGAAUGUGUCCCAUGAGUAAAUUGCAUAAGACUUGGACUAGCGCAUGAAGUUGCUGUGGUGUAGCUGUCUUUAAAAGAAACUGGCGCUGAUAAGCGGGACAAGCAAGUGGUGGUGGAGGGAAAACAAUAUAAAUGUGGCGGUGGUGGUGGUGGUGGGGCGGAAAACAAUAGAAAUGUUGUGGCGAAGGGGGUGGUGGAAGGAAAACAAUAGAAAUGUGGCGGCGGUGGUGGUGGUGGAAGGAAAACAAUAGAAAUGUGGUGGUGGUGGUGGUGGAGGGAAAACAAUAGAAAUGUGGUGGUGGUGGUGGUGGAGGAGGGGAAACAAUAGAAAUGUGGUGGUGGUAGUGGUGGUCUUGCGGAAGGAAAACAGUAGAAUCUUGUGGCCUGAAAACCUAUAUAAAUGCGCAACAUUCUACCUCUUUCUCAGUCUACAUUUUGCUUCUGAGGAGUUGACAUGAGUUGGUUCUGUUCUGUCUGCGAAAAAUCCUUUAGUAGAAAAGAUAGUAUGCAAAGGCACGUGAUGUCUAAACACCGCAAUGCUGGUCUCACCCCAUUCAAACAGUUCCAAUAUUUUCACAGAAAUGUCAGCGGUUUCUCUUCGAGCAUCCUUUCACCUCCAUGAUUGCCGGAAUGACCGGGUGCGGAGAGGAUCGUUUGGUGUUAUUCACAAUGGCAGCCUUCGUAUACACGAAUGUUAGUCGCCAUGCCAAACAUUGAAUUCGUCAAGGGAAUUCCUACGGCUUUGGAGCAGGAUUCCUAUUUUGAUGUGAACAAACGGAAUUUGAUCGUGUUUGAUGAUCAGAUGAUUGACGCCAGUGAAGACAAGCGAAUUGUGAACCUCUUUACUCGUGGUUCUCAUCAUCGCAAUCUGGGCGUGAUUUAUAUCGUGCAUAAUCUAUUUCAUCAGGGGAAAGGUAGCCGCAGCAUAAGCCUAAACAGCUAUUAUCUGGUGUUAUUCAAGAAUCCACGAGACAAAAUGCAAAUCUUGACUCUAGCGAAGCAAAUGUAUCCCGGGCAGACGGAUUUCUUUUUAAAUCAGUACGAAGAGGCUGUAAAAAGACCUUUUGGUUAUCUUCUGAUUGAUCUGAAAACUACUACCCAAGAUAAUUGUCGGUUGCGAACAAACGUCCUGCCCAGUGAAAAAGGCUUUAACCAAGAAGGGUUUCAAGAAAAUAUUCCUCAAGAGCUCCUAAAAUAUCUGAAGCAGCAAACUCUCUCGCCUGUCCCACUUCUUCAGCUAUGCAAGAAAUACAGGGCAACAUGGAUGACGUGCUUUCUCGAAACGAUCUUCGGGACGAUGAAAAAGCUAAGCGAUACGUUCGGUUGCAAAACAGAUACCUGGCUUUUAAAGAACAAUUAAAUACAAGAACACAACCGGAAGAAAUAAUCAGUACUGUUCCAGACUUAACAUCAAGGACACAAGAUUCUUCGACAGCAACGACAGCAUUCUCGACUCCCCUAAACCCCUUUAAUGUAACACCUGAAUUAACACAAGCGGAUAUCUCUCAAACACCUGACUAAGAAAGCCUCACCCCUCCACCACCCUUAAAUCCUGCUUUCCUGACCCCUCCUCCCACAGUAGAAACCCCGUCUUAACAUGACCCGAAGCGCAAAAGACGUCGGAUUCAAUUUCUAAAUUAUUUGGAUGAUCAUAAAUCACAUGGCAAACAGCUGAAGAAACGUCGGCAUAAGAAAUUCAAACCUUACAAGUACUCCAUGGGCGAAGAUGAAGAUUAAUUAUUUUCCAUUCCUGUGUAUUUGACUCUUUUUGUUUUUAAUAAAGUUUUUUAAAACGGUAUCUCUCUUGUCUGGUUUUAUUGCUAGCAAUUAUGAGUCGCGCGUUUUAAUUGAUCCUUGUUAAGUUAUUUGUUUUAUAAUAAUACGCCAAGGUGCUCCCUUGAGGUUUUUCCUGUAGAACUAAUUUGUAUUCAACUUUGGGCUUGUGAACUCGCAUAAUUAACUGAUUAACCGUGCGUGAAAAUGACAAGAUUUUCAUUUCCUCGAGAUUGAUGGGAGAAAACAUCAUACAAACUUAGAGAGUUCUCAGCUCCAAUUUGUGUAUGUUUUGUUUAUGUAUAUCCGAGUUUUAGCGCUAAAUAAGAAGACGUAAGCUAAAUUGAAAUAAAGACUUUUCAACUCCCUUUGUGUUUAUGUAUAUCUGAGUUUUAGCGCUAAAUAAGAUAUAGGAAGCCGUUUCUCGCCUUGCUAGGUGAUCGCUUCUCUUAUUCCUAUUUUACUUUUAAUAGACGGUCCGAAAACCGAGCUCAAGUUACUUCACGGGCAAGUCUAGGCAAGCCUAUUGUUCCUAUUGAAGUAGAGUGACGCUCAUUAGUAAACCUAUCCACUUAGAAUGCAGGAAGACACUGACUAGGCACUUAAAUUAAUACGGAGGAACGCAUUUUUUUCUCUAGGAUAAAACAAUGGGUGACGUUAUAGACUCGACCCUUACACAUAUUAAUUAAGGGAAGACAGGGGAAGACACCAACGGGGCUUAUCUUUGACCCUAGUAGACUACUGUGGCUAUAUUGGGAAAUACAGGAUCCGAGGUUAGGAAAUAGAAAGCAUAUUACAUCUUUUAUUUUAAAGAAGCUAUUACUCAGAACACCAUCUAAUAGGGGUCAUUAUCGUUAUACGCAAGGGGAGAAUUCCGUGGCUUUGGAUGUCUAUAGAAGCUUUGAAGGGAAUCAGUACCAUCAAAGGAGAUGUGUAAGUUGUACUAGUGUCUCAAAAUAUGUGUGUAACUGAAAAGUUCAUAUAUUUGUACAGUCAUCACUGUGUUUGCAUCUUGAUAGUUUAAAUGAUUUAUAUCACCAACAGAUGGUCCUUCGGUGUCGUUCUUUGGGAAAUUGUUACACUUGGUAAGUUCUAAUAACUAAUGAUUUCUUGAACUUGAAAGGAUAUAAAAUUUCUCUGAACAGAAAGGAACAGCAUUUUUUACCUGCCUAACGUAAUUCUAAUGCUACGUGUCUUUCGAAGACGUCUCAAAGUAGAAUAUUAUUAUAAACGAUAUUAGCUGCUUCACUUAAAAACUCCGUGCUGACGACCUGAGUCGUCUCAAGAAAUUAAAGUGGUCAGGAGAUUGAGGCGAUUUAUGAAAUGCUGGACAUUAAUACGGACUUUUGGGCGAUGGGUAGAACUCAAACAAUCCCCUCAACUACUUCAGCCGAAAGACUAGUAAAAUAACGGUUACCCAGGUUUUCAUUUUUGCUUUUCAUUUAAAAAAUCCAGGUAAGCCUGGUUCAACCAGGGUUGAACAAGCUUGCCAGGCUUUAAACUAGAAUCUUGAUGCAAGGAGAAGAUGAUAUUUAGAUUGGGUUUUGUUUGCCUCAUUAUUCGUCCUAAUUCGUCAGGGGUGAUUGAGACGAUUCUGACAGCUACUUGGAAAGGGAUAUAUCAACAAGAUAGUAACCCUCCGAAACCUGUCCUUUAUAGGAGAGCUGCCUUACAGGGGAGUAACUGGAUUGGUGGAGCUUCAUGAAUUGCUGUUAGAAGGCGCUCGAUUGGAGAAACCCGCUCACUGUUCUGAAGAAUUGUAA
Molecule: messenger RNA, 64996 nt
Organism: Porites lobata
Lineage: Eukaryota; Metazoa; Cnidaria; Anthozoa; Scleractinia; Poritidae
Source: the annotation of a GenBank genome assembly